AUGCUGGACAUCAGAAUGAAGGAGGCGUGUCGUAUCUGCGCGCAGGAGCUCUGCGGUAACCAACGCCGAUGGAUCUUCCACCCUGCCUCCAAACUCAACCUCCAGGUGCUCCUGUCCCACGCCCUGGGUCGAGAGCUGACCCGGGACGGGCGCUGCGAAUUCGCCUGCUCCAAGUGUGCCUUCAUACUGGAGCGCAUGUAUAGGUUUGAUACGGUCAUCGCUCGUGUGGAGGCUCUGUCCAUCGAACGGCUGCAGACGCUGCUCCAGGAGAAACACCGGCUACGUGGCCUCAUCGGAGGCCUCUACCGGAAGUCCAACGGGGAGGAGGGGGGCGGUGGUGGAGGGGUCAUUACUGGGCCUGGGGGUACGGGAGGAGGAGGGGUACAGGGGGAAGGUAUAGUGGACAUGUCUGGUCUGACCCAUGCUAAGUACUGUGCUCUGCUCCAGGAGGACUUGGUGUACUCUCUGUAUGAGUCCUGGGCUGUGAAGGGGUUAGAGUUCGGGGGUCACCACCAUCAUCAUCAUGGGCAUUGCCCACAAUGCCCAGGGUCAGAGGUGACGGCUGUUGGGUCACAGCGCUGUGGGACAGUCACGCCUUCGCCCAGGAAGUGCCAAGGGUGCACAGCGUGGCGAGUCGCGGACUCUGACUACGAGGCCGUGUGUAAAGUACCCAGGAAGUUGGCACGGAGUAUUUCCUGUGGCCCAUCGACGAGGUAUUCGACCAGUGUGAUUGGAGUAGAAAGAGGUAGAGGAGGGGAGGAAGAGCCAAAAGGGACCCACUCCUCGCUCACGCUGGUCCCAGGGUCCAAGCUUCAGUCCCGGGCUUCAGACAGUGACCGUACCCUAGCGGGUCGAGACAGCUCCAGCCCCUCCAUAGACUCCCUGGAUAUAGCUGGAGAAUCUACCCGGCUGUCUGCUAUCCAAGAUGAGGACGAGGGGCUAGUGUACCCCCGGGACCCCCUGGAUGACCGGUUCUCUGACUCCCUGUCUGAAGAGCACCACCUGGUGACCCCGAUGAGAUCGGCCUCCCACCUCUCCCAGGCCCUCUGCCUGGUCCAGAACUGUGUGUACCGGCCCGUCCAGAGCCCCAAGGGAAGCAGAUUGCCUGUGCUGCUCAGACAGAGCCCCAGCGAUGGAGGCUCCAGACUUGGCUUCUAUGAGCCGGCCUUGAGGUUGCUGCAUCGAAGUCCGAAUGGAGAGGGGGAGAUCCAUGGCCAUGUACCCGACCCAGAGGCCCCUCCGAUCAGGCUGGACGGUGAGAUGGAUGGGGGUCUGGACCUGGCUGAGAUGGAGGAGCUGUGGGAGGAUCUGUAUCAUGAGUGUCCUCCCCCACACCCCCACCAGGUAUACGACAGCUGCUCUCCAGCCAGCUCUCCAGCCAGCUCUCCAGCCAGCUCUCAAGCCAGCUUUGGUCAUCGGCUCACUAAUCUCGUUUUAUUGUCUUUGCUCAAGCUUGCCAGAUACUAAAAUCAGAAGGAGUGUUUUCUUUCAAUAGAACACCUUAUUUUACUACAUAUCUUAUUUGUGCCAUAUUUAAUCAUCUGUAGAUGUAGAGAAUAUUCCAGAAGGUUACUUGGUUAUCUUUGAAUCCAGCACACAGUGCAGUGCUCCCAACCGUGAGAAUAUUCCUGUUCUCUCCAUGCUCCUAGCUAAUUAGCUGGGUAAUUCAACUGUCCAUCUCCAUCACCUAAACCUCUCCCUCCCCCUCUCCAGAGAAGAUGCACAUUAGAGGAUGUGUGCUCUGUAGCACUUAAAUCUAUGUGUGUGAGAGUGUCUGUGAGUGUGUGUGUGUGUGUGUGUGUCUAUGAGGUCAUUCUAUGACUCAGGCGUGUACGUGCCUAGAUGCACAUCAUACAAUCCUUCAGAUGUGUGCGUGUGCGUGUGCGUGUGCGUGUGUGUGUGUGUGUGUGUGUGUGUGUGUGUGUGUGUGUGUGUGUGUGUGUGUGUGUGUGUGUGUGUGUGUGUGUGCAGUAUGUGUGUGUGUGUGUGUGUGUGUGUGUUAAAAGCAGUAUGGGAUUUUCACGUAGAGCUCUCAGGCCAGUCAGCCAUACUAAUGAGUGUGUGUUGUUGUCAGACAGUAGACCAGUCAUGAUUGGCCUACCACAGAGGCACAUUAACCCUAGGAUGCAUAGUAAACAUGAUGCCCAAAGAAUGCAUAUGCCAGGUCAAAAUGACCCGAUAAUGUCAUAUCUGUGUUUUAUUUAUAUGGGUCUAAAAUAUUAUCCAUUUUGUGGAACAUAAUUAUUUUGAGUGAUGAUUUGGACCUUUCAAUAAUGAUUUUAUUGUUUGAAAUGUUUUUAGUCGCUCUUCAACAGUUUGGUUAAUGGCUAUUGAAAAUAUUAGCACAUUUUUAUUACAAUCAAUCUUACAAUCAAAGUUUCACAUUCAACCUUUUAGUGUGAAGAACAAAUAAAACACCUUAAGCAUAUUUUAUAAUAUUUCAAAACAUUUAUUUGAAAAUCUAAAGUUCAUCGUCAAUAACCGAAAGGUCGCUGGUUCUAAUCCCCGAGCCGACUAGGUGAAAAAUCUGUCGAUGUGCCCUUGAGCAAGGCACUUAACCCUAAUUGCUCAUGUAAGUCGCUCUGGAUAAGAGCGUCUGCUAAAAAAAAUAUAUAUAUAAACGACAACACUAACAAUUUUGAAUUUAGACUUAUGCUGUCUUAGUCCAUGCAUUUGUUACAAACCAAAAGCAUGUGACUGUGCUCUUUGCAGACGGGUGUGUUGCACUGAGAACACCAGCAGCUGACUAUUCUAUCCUUAGUGCUUGGGCAGAGCUGGCACCUCUUCCUCUUCUGGUCCUGGCUGCUCUGAGUGGUGGUGGCAUGGGUCUCUUUCAUCACCCAACAUCUUUACAUUGCCUCAGUUCUUCUGUGGAGAUGGGAGAACCUUCCAGAAGGACAACCAUCUCUGCAGCACUCCAACAAUCAAGCCUUUAUGGUAGAGUGGCCAGAUAGAAGCCACUCCUCAGUAAAAGGCACAUGACAGCCCGCUUGGAGUUUGCCAAAAGGCACCUAAAGGACUCUCAGACCAUGAGAAACAAUAUUAUCUGGUCUGAUGAAACCAAGAUUGAACUCUUUGGCCCGAAUGCCAAGCGUCACGUCUGGAGGAAACCUGCUCAUCCACUGUGACGCAAUCGCUGGGGAUGAACCUUUCUCUACAGUUUGCUAGGAAAAGGUCCCACACAUACUGGAAGGCUGCCAGGUGGUCCGUUGCCUCUCUGAACACUCUGGUCCUCUUGUCAUCAUGCCUCAGGUAGCGACGGAUAUCCUCAUAUCUUCCGACCGACAUGGUGGCCUAAUACAUUGGCUCCCGUGUGGAAACAUACCAGCUUUUCUCCACGCCGGUGAGGAGGGUUAAAGCAAUAAAGAGCUUUAGUUCCUCUUUGUUGACCUCUCUCCACUCUUUCCCUUUUGCUGUCGCUGUUCUCCGUCCUUCUAAAUUUGUACACUUUAGGACCUCCUCAAUGAUAUUGUCGCUAAUGAACAGCUCCCAGACAUCUUUUGGUGGCAAAACUGUUGACCCCGGCACAGGCCCUGGGCAACUCCUCAGGAUGUUAUGGCUUCUGGUCCUGCCUUUAGUGGGGGGGGGGUUCACUCUCCUCAGAGGAGGAGUCUUCCCAAUCUGCAGAAUCAUGUAGGACAGCUGGACUACCAGGUGCAUCCACAACUCCAACUUGACCCACAGGCAUCUGAAUUGGAUACCUCAGAUUCUGAGUCAGAGGCACAAAUGGCUUCCUCAUCCAGCAUCUAUAAAACCCUUUUUGUUGAAUAUCUGGCAACAUUCUUAUGAGCCUCCUCAUGAAAACGGUGAUUAAUUAAUAUUAAAAACAAGAUAUUUAAUAAAUACUUUAUUAAUUACAUUGAUUUUAAUGUUGUAGCAAAAAGAAAGAUCAGUUUGACGAGUGCAAUGCAGUGAAUUCCACAUUAAAUACAUAUGGGUCAUAUUUGACCCACAUAUGAAAACUUGGGGUAGUGAUGCAAAAACUAUUUAUACAUAAAAAAUAAGAAAUUAAACAACAAAACUAGGAUGUUGGAACAUUAAAGACACACUAUUUAAGGAAUUCCUGGAAUAUUAGAUGAUGACAUUUUUGGGGGGGAUCAAUACUGCAAAACAAAUAUUAAUCAUUUUGACCCGGUUAUUAAACCUAGUAUGAUACUGGGGCGGCAGGUAUCCUAGCGGUUAAGAGAGUUGGGCUAUUAACUGAAAGGUCGCUGGUUCAAAUCCCAGAGCCGACUGGGUAAAAAAAUCUGUUGAUGAACAAGACACAACCUUAAUUGCUCGGGAAGUCUGGUAAAAAUGUACUGUCAUCUUCACAGUAGCUUCAGUCAUUUUGGCCUGAGAGUGCUUUUCAACAAGCUCUCACAAAGUACGCCAAAAUAGUGGAUAAUAAGCAAAGUGUUUAUUCAGUAGUGCAAAACUAGGACUUGGAAACCGUAUCGGAUAUCACAUGUUUAGGUAGAACCUGAGAUGCUGUGUAUCUAUCAGAGGAGGCUGGUGGGAGGAGCUAUAGGAGGACAGGCUCAUUGUAAUGGCUGGAAUGGAAUCAAUGGAACGGUAUCAAACACAUCAAACAUAUGGAAACUCUGUUCCAUUAAUUCCAUUCCAGCCAUUAAAAUGAACCCGUCCUCCUAUAGCUCAUCCCAGCAGCCUCCACUGGUAUCUAUAUCCUCAUACAAUUACUUGCAUAUACAGUAUAUCAAGUAUUUGCCUUGGGGCUGCUACAGAAAUCUACUGACAGACAAGAACUGUGUUUCUCUUUACAUUAUCAAGCAGUUUCAUCCAGUCACAGACUCUUAAGCUACAGUCAUGUACUCAAUGUAUUACAGAAAAAAAAGGCAAACUGGUAUCUUAUGUUCAAAAAUAUAUUCAGCCUUUCUCAGAGGAAAAUGAACAUUUAAGAACAGACCUUUCUUUGUUAUUGAAAGUCAGCACUACAUUUGAGCGUUAAAACCUUGUGCUUUGGUACAACAGCUCUAUGUGCUUUGGAAACACAACGAUUUGGAAAGCAUGUGUAAGCCUCUGUAAUGAUAGUGUAGUCCUUCAUGUGAAAGUGAUUCCAGGCCCCAACCAGCCCCAGCCGUGUUCACUAAACUAGGUUAGAGCAUGGGGAGACGUGGAGUGGCACCACUAUUGGCCUAUUUUCACAGGUUGCAACAAAUCCUGGAGGCAGCAAGCACUAACAAUACCACACAAUACCACACAAUACCACACAAUACCACACAAUGUCAGACCAGGCCUCUGUCUCAAUUCUGGAUGGCUACUGGAUGUUAUUAUAUUAUAGCAUGGACCAUAGAAUUAGAAUGACUAGAAUGGACUUUCUAAUUCAAAGUAAUUAUAUUUCUAUGGCAUGUACAGUGUCUCUCUCUGUGCUACUCAAAUGGCCUGGACCAGAGCUAUACACUAUGUAUUUGGCUUGGACCUGUAAGUAUCAACAGUAUGUCAAUAUUUACACCUCUACUGUAUUUAUACAGUAUAAGGAGAUUUUGUCGGCUCAUAAUAGUAAUCCACAAACCACCACAUAAAUCUAUCCUACGUUACCAUUCUAAUCAGGGAUUUAAGUUACUCACUUUACUUACGUGUGAGUGUGUUGUGGGAUUAACUCCCGUAGCGUAGCGUAAUGUAGCAUAAUGUAGCGUAGCGUAGUGUAGCGUAAUGUAACGUAAUGUAGCCUAGCAUAGCGUAGCGUAAACCUAUAAAUAUAGGAUGUGAGUGCUCACAUGUUAAUGCUGUAAGGGUGAUGCUAACACACUGGUUAUGUAAGUUAGUUUAUGUGCGGCACAGAGCACUAGACACACACACACAGACACACACACACACACACACACACAAGAGAGAAUAUCCUCAGGAUAGAGUGAACAGAAAGUUUGGUUUCAAAAGUACAGUCCAGUUACCGACACAGCACUGCAGGGUUGGGGUCAAUUCCAUUUCAAAUCCAGUGUACUUCCUGAACUGACUAGAAAUUGAAAUGGAAUCUGACCCUGCAGCCCAGCUCGGUGCAUUGUUACUUUUCCUCAUCCAGAACUGCCCCUGUGUCUCUCAGGUCUGGCUAAAGCAGGUUGGAUAGUAAUACUGUUUUGUCUGGCUACAGCAGGUUGGAUUGUAAUACUGUUUUGUCUGGCUACAGCAGGUUGGAUUGUAAUACUGUUUAGUCUGGCUACAGCAGGUUGGAUUGUAAUACUGUUUUGUCUCGCUACAGCAGGUUGGAUUGUAAUACUGUUUUGUCUGGCUACAGCAGGUUGGAUAGUAAUACUGUUUAGUCUGGCUACAGCAGGUUGGAUUGUAAUACUGUUUUGUCUGGCUACAGCAGGUUGGAUUGUAAUACUGUUUAGUCUGGCUACAGCAGGUUGGAUAGUAAUACUGUUUUGUCUGGCUACAGCAGGUUGGAUUGUAAUACUGUUUAGUCUGGCUACAGCAGGUUGGAUUGUAAUACUGUUUAGUCUGGCUACAGCAGGUUGGAUUGUAAUACUGUUUUGUCUCGCUACAGCAGGUUGGAUUGUAAUACUGUUUUGUCUCGCUACAGAGCUGAACUAUUGUGUCUAUCUCUCCCUUAAUAUUCAUUUGUGAACAAAGCAAGAUUUGGCAUACUGGGACCCGAGUAUGUGUGUGUGUUAACCCCUGUGUGUGUGUGUGUGUGUGUGUGUUAACCCCUGUGUGUGUGUGUGUGUGUGUUAACCCCCGUGUGUGUGUGUGUGUGUGUGUGUGUGUUAACCCCUGUGUGUGUGUGUGUGUGUGUGUGUGUGUGUGUGUGUUAACCCCUGUGUGUGUGUGUGUGUGUGUUAACCCCUGUGUGUGUGUGUGUGUGUGUGUGUGUGUUAUCUCCUGUGUGUGUGUGUUAACCCCUGUGUGUGUGUGUGUGUUAACCCCUGUGUGUCUGUGUAUUCCAGACUCUGAUCGAGGAGCAGCACAGCCAGUUGAACCAGUAUGAGUGUGCAGCAGGUCAGUGUAUCAGUGAGCUGCAGAAGGCCCAGCUCCAGGUCCAGUCCCUCCAGACCAAGAUCCAGGAGAGUGAGGCCAACAACACGGUACAGCUACAGAGACAUUACACAUCUAUACAACACACACACACACACACACACACACAAGCAUUCAUCCCUCUCCCCUCUCCCCCUCUCCCCUCUCCCCUCUCCCCCUCUCCCCUCUCCCCUCUCCCCUCUCCCCUCCCGAACCUCCCUCCCUCUCCUCCCUCUCCUCUCCUCUCCCUCUCCCCUCCCCCCCCACCCCGUCUCUCUCCCCCACUCCCCCUCCCUCUCCCCUCCUCCUCCCCCCCACUCCCCCUCCCUCUCCCCUCUCCCCUCCCUCUCCCCCCUCCCCCUCCUCCCCCCCUCCUCCUCCCCAUCCCUCUCCCCCUCCCUCUCCCUCUCCCCUCCCUCUCCCCUCCCUCUCCCUCUCCCCUCCCUCUCCCCCUCUCCCCUUCUCCAGAAGCUGCAGGAGAAGCUCAGUGAGAUGGAGUGUGAUCUGCGUUCCAUCCGCCAGGCAGCUCACAACCAGGAACGCACCAUCCAGGGCCUGACCGACUCUGUCAGCACCAAGGACAACGAGGUGUGUGUGUGGUCUACAAUGAAUUUACAUCGCCGCCCCAGAACCAUUUGAGACGGCCUAGUGACUAAAAUAAUAAUAAUAUAUGCCAUUUAGAAGACACUUUUAUCCAAAGCGCCUCACAGUUGGCGUGCAUACAUUUUACGUACGGGUGGUCCCGGGAAUUGAACACACAAUCCUGGGAUUACAGUGCCAUGCUCUACCAACUGAGCUACAGAGAACAACCACUACCUCAGUAGUGACUUACAUUUCUCCUCAGACCCAGGAGCUGUACCAGUUCAUUGAGGGGCAGAACACCAUGCUGUGUAAGCUGAGAGAGAUGGCCAACCACAACCAGAUCACUCACACUCAGGUGAGACCUCACACACCCCAGACAGGUCCAGACAAGCACUCAGCAGGAUACCGGUUAAUGAAGAGCCAUAAUAACCCAACUGUUGAUAGAUAGAUGGAGACAGACGCCCUUCCUCCCCAUGGCCAGACUAACCUUAGUGGUUCUUGUUUGUUUGGUCUGCUCUCCCAGGCUCCAGAGGGGGGCAGUGAAGGUGCGGGUCUAGCCCAGCUGCAGGGUGAGUUGGUGGGGGUACAGAGCUCUCUGUUUACCCUGGGUCUGGAGCUGGAAGCCAGUCAGAGAGCCCAGAGACAGAGCCAGAGACAGGCUGAGGACCUGACCAGAGCUAAAGACAGACUCCACUCUGACCUAAAGGAGGCACUGCAGCACAGGGAGGUCACCGACAAACACAACCAGGUCAGUGUGUGUGUGUGUGCGUGCGUCCGUCCGUGCGUGCGUGUGUGUGUGCGUGUGUCUGGACCCCUGUCAUGUAGGUGGUGUGUGUAACCUGUCCUCUGUCCCACCGUAGGACUUGCUCAGUGCCCUGGCUCAGUCCCGCUCUGCGCUGCAGGCUAAAGAGGCUCAGCUGAAGGAGAGCGAGGCAGAGAAACACAUGGAGGUUCAGGAGAGAGACAAGAACAUCACACAGCUCAAACUCUCCCUACAGGACAAGGAGAGACAGCUACAGGUGAGAGACACACACACACACACACACACACACACAAACAGAAAUAAACACAUACACACUAACCCUAUCUCUCUGUGUGUGUGUGUGUAGGAGUACUCUGAGCUCCUGGAAUCAGUAGACAGCUCCAAACCCAGAGAUACUCUGAUGGACAAACUGAGAGAACGCAUCAGGGACAGGGACAGAGCACUGGAGGUAGGACCACACACACACACUGGACGGAUGGACAAUAAUAAUGAUAAUAGUAAUAAUAAUAUGAAUAUUAAUAAUAAUAAUAAUAAUGUUCUUUCUCAUGUCCAGCGGUCUAUAGAUGAGAAGUUCCGUUGUCUGGAGGAAAGGGAGGAGCAGGUGAGGAGACUACAGCUGGCCCUGCGAGAGAAAGAACGAGACCUGGAGAGACUCCGCUGCAUACUGCUCAACAACCAGGAGACCAUCACGGUACACACACACAUUUACACACGCACACACACACACACACACACACACACACUAGAGAAAGAUACCUUGAGCAACAACGAGAAUACACACACUCUCACACAGACAAGUACAUCUACAGUUUAUACAGUACAUUGAUAUGUUUAGACUGUGUCAUACAGGACAUUGAUAUGUUUAGACUGUGUGUCAUACAGGACAUUGAUAUGUUUAGACUGUGUCAUACAGGACAUUGAUAUGUUUAGACUGUGUCAUACAGGACAUUGAUAUGUUUAGACUGUGUGUCAUACAGGACAUUGAUAUGUUUAGACUGUGUCAUACAGGACAUUGAUAUGUUUAGACUGUGUCAUACAGGACAUUGAUAUGUUUAGACUGUGUGUCAUACAGGACAUUGAUAUGUUUAGAUUGUGUCAUACAGGACAUUGAUAUGUUUAGACUGUGUCAUACAGGACAUUGAUAUGUUUAGACUGUGUGUCAUACAGGACAUUGAUAUGUUUAGACUGUGUGUCAUACAGGACAUUGAUAUGUUUAGACUGUGUCAUACAGGACAUUGAUAUGUUUAGACUGUGUGUCAUACAGGACAUUGAUAUGUUUAGACUGUUUGUCAUACAGGACAUUGAUAUGUUUAGACUGUGUGUCAUACAGGACAUUGAUAUGUUUAGACUGUGUGUUUGUAUAGAGUCUGGAUGCGUUGGUGCGUGGUAAGGAACUGGAUGUGGAGCAGGCAGCAGAAGCUCAUAGGAACCUGCAGUGGCUCCAGCAGCAGAGCGAGGAGAGAGAGAAGAACACUCUGAGAGAGAGAGACACGCUCAUCAGCCAGCUACAGUCUGCCCUACAGACACGCAGCCGGGAGACACAGGUAAGCACACACACACACACAGGUCAGAAGGUCCACACUAGUGAGGACUGGCUAUAGCACCAGUUUGCAUUCUGUUUGCUCUUGUAACCAAAGGACAACCACUCUGCUAGUUUCUGCCCAUUGUUGAAGCUUUUUAUUGUUGGCUGAAAUAAGUGACUUUCAAUGCUAGUCCAACAAGAAAAUCCUGCUCUUAUUUCUGACCCUUACAAAUACAACAGGUGUACUGACAGUGUGUGUGUGUGUGUGUGUGUGUGUGUGUGUGUGUGUGUGUGUGUCUGUGUGUGUGUGUGUGUGUGUGUGUGUGUGUAUGUGUGUGUGUCUGUGUGUGUGUGUGUGUGUGUGUCUGUGUCUGUGUGUGUGUGUGUGUGUGUGUGUGUGUGUGUGUGUGUGUGUGUGUGUGUGUAGGACCUCACGGCAGCCCUGCUGGCUAAGGUGCAGGCAGGCCCCAGUGAGGUGGUGGAGGAGCUGAAGGCUCGCCUCGCACUGAAGGAGAAACUGUUCCAGGAACUGCUGUCAGACCGCAGCCGCCAGAGCCACGAACACCAAGCACAGGUCCAGGACCUGCUCAGCACCAUCAGCACCAAGGACCAGUACAUACAGGUACCACACACACACACACACCACUGAUCUAGGACCUGUCUCUGAGAAUCAGCUCAUGUCAGCUUUCCAGUGUACCUGGCCCGACAGCAGUGAUAAGGGGAUGGACAUCCAAUAGUAUAUUAUGGAAAUUGGAUUUUAUACCGUAGAAUGGACAUGUAAAGUGAUAGUCGAUUUCAGAUUGUCUUUUCUUUUCUCCAACUCUCUCUGUCCCCUCCCCUUCCCUCUCCCUCUACUUCCCUCCCGCCUCCUCUCAGGACUGCUCUGAUAGGCUCUCCCAGGUGAUUGGCGAACGGACGGGCCAGCUGCAGGAGCUGCGCAGGCAGCUGUCGUCACGGGAACAGGAGAUGGGCGAGCUGCAGAGGGAGAGAGAGAGGGAGAGAGUGGGAGAGGCAGAGCGACUGCAGAACCUACUAAAAGAGAAAGAGGCUUUUAUCCAGGUGAAUUCUCUCUCUCUCUCUCUCUCUCUCUCUCUCUCUCUCUCUCUCUCUCUCCUCUCCAUCGUCUCCUCUCUCUCCUCCUCUCUCUCUCUCUCUCCUCUCUCUCUCUCUCUCCUCUCUCUCUCUCUCUCUCUCUCUCUCUCUCUCUCUCUCUCUCUCUCUCUCUCUCUGUGUCAGUCUGUUGUGCAAUUGUACAUUUCCACACUAGCUUAUACUAAUCUUAGACUAGACUCGCACAAGCACACAUACAUACCAUACCAUAAAAAACCUUCACCAGAGAGUCAAGUAGUGAAACUGUCAUCAUAACAUAACACUGUCCUCCCUAUACAGAGUCUGAUGCAGGGCCAGGAGGAGAGCAUGGAGCCCUCCACACCAGAGGGGGCAGCAGAUGUACAGGCCUUCCAGGAAGAGCUGCAACUGAUCAGGAAGAAAGAGAGGGAGGCUCAGCUGGAGCUCUCAGCCCUGCGCUCAGCUCUCACCCAGGCCCAGCAGCAGGCCCAAAAGCAGGGGGAUAGAUUUAAGAUCCUGGCUCCAGGAAUCCCAGUCAGGGACCAGCCCUCCAGCACUGACCACCAGGUAUCCCUCUCUGCCAAAAUGAUUUAUUGCCUACAACAUUGUCCUUGUUAAGGUCUGGUGCCUAGCCUACUGAGUGGAGUGUGUGUUAAUGAUCUCUCUCUCUCUCUCUCCUCCCUCCUCUAUCCUAUCGAUAUCUAUAUCUCUACUCUCUGCUCUCGCUCUCUCUCGCUAUCUCUCGAUCUCUACAUAUCUACUCUCUAUCUAGUCUAUCCGCUCUCUCUUCCUCUGUCUCUGCACGGUCGUGCCAGUUGGCUCACUGAGUCCUCCCCUGAACUGCUCUGAGGCAGGAAGUCCUUACCAGAGUCUGAGCCACAUCCGCUAGGACAGGUAGAAGAUCCAUACGGCCUUACUGGCGGCUAAGAUAACAACCUGGUCCUAACAAUACAACCCUGGACCUAACAUACACCUGGGUACCUAACAUACAACGGGGCCAACAAUACACACCUGGGGUACCUAACAAUCCACACCUGGUACUAACUACAAGAACCACCUGGGUACUAACAAUACACACACCUGGGUACCUAACAAACAACACUGGGCACCUACAAUACACACACCUGGGUACCUAAAAACCACACCUGACUAACAAUAACACACCUGGGGUACCUAACAAUCACACACCCUGGAUACAUAACACACACUGGUACCUAACAAUACAACACCUGGGACUAACAAUACACACACCUGGGACCUAACAAUACACACACCUGGGUACCUAACAAUACACACCCACCUUGGCCACCUAACAAUACCACACACCGGGGAGCCUAACAAUACACACACCUGGGUACCUAACAAAUACACACACCCUGGACUACAAUACCACACCUGGGUACCUAACAAUACACACCACCUGGGAGCCUAACAAUACAACACACCUGGGUACCCGACAAUACACACACCUGGGCCUAACAAUACACACACCUGGGUACCUAACAAUACACACACCUGGGUACCUAACAAUACACACACCUGGGUACCUAACAAUACACACACCUGGGUACCUAACAAUACACACACCUGGGUACCUAACAAUACACACACCUGGGUACCUAACAAUACACACACCUGGGUACCUAACAAUACACACACCUGGGAGCCUAAGAAUACACACAUUUGUUGACAGGCAGGUACAGUGGAAACUUCAGUGUCGGUACACAUUGCUAUAUACAGUUGUAGGCCAGGUAAAACUGUUAAAACCAUGCAAUCAGUUUUGAGGACAUUUGUGUGUUGUGUCAUUGCCCCUCUCCCAGCAGCUCAGAGAAGACCCAGGCCCUGCUCACAGAACUGGACUCUGUUCAGGCACUGCGAGGGCAGCUGGAGGAGGUCCUAACCAGGACCCGGAAGACCGCCCUGGCACUAGAGAGGGCAGCUAAGAGGCAGUCUGAUUUUGGAGGUGGGGACGGGCCGGGACCGGGCUCCAGGGCUACAGGGGGCACAGUUACUAACUCUCUGGGAUAUUCUGUCUAGCCACUUCACCAAUGAGUCAGACAAAUGCACUGCAGGUAGAAGUUGCCCUUAGGUGCAGAUCUAGGAUCAGUUUACAUUCACCUAAAUCCUAACCUUAACCAUUAGAGGGAAAAACUCGAUACUGACCUAAGAUCAGUCACUAUGGGCAACUUCGUUCCUCUUUGGAUGACACAGACAUCACACAAUAACCAAUGCCUGUUCUAACCAACAACAUGUUUUUGGGGUGGUUUUAGUUACAUUAUGAUGUGGCAACGUGCAACUCAGAUUUCUAUUAUUUAUUAUUAAUAUAUUCAGUGUGUUUUGGAUUGUUGUUUUUUAUAUUGUUUUUGCAAACUGCCUGCGUAUUGCUUUGAAGUGUAACUGUUCUGUAACGCCAUUUGUGUCUCUCUGUGUCGACGUUUCCAGCCUUAUCGUCACGGUGAUGUGAUGUGGUGUGUAGAUAGCCCAGCUCAUGCUUUACAGUGAAACGUCUUCAAGUUGUCUAUCUUAUUAUUUUAUACCAUCUUUGUGUAUAUAAUAUAUGCAGGCCCAAGAGUUACUUCAGCUGAAAUCAAGAUGAUGGCCAAGUAGUUAGUUUCCCUCUUAUGAUUCCAAUGACCUCCGAUCUGGUUCCAUUCCAUUGGUUUUAAAGUGCCUAUAAUUUGGUCGCAGAUAUUCUUAGUCUCAAAAACGAUGCAUGAACAACUAGAUUAGUAGUCAUUAGUGUUUGCUUAUCAAAGUAAAUUAAGUAAGAUUCCUUAUCGUAGUUAUUUGUUGUUGCAAAAUUAAAACCUUGCGCUUAUCAAUCUUAGAUACACCACAACCCAAGUGUCUUAGAUAGCAGGCCUAUUUGUUACAUUUAUUGAUAGACUUUGUAAUGAUCACAUAAAAGGUGAUAAAAACAUGAUGAUACCUAGUAUCAUCCGAGAUUCGAUUGGUCGGGAUUGAUUCGGUUUUAAGGAUUUUUUUAUUCGAUUUUAGUCAUUUAGCAGACGCUCUUAUCCAGAGCGACUUACAGUUAGUGAGUGCAUACAUUUUCAUACUGCCCCCCCCCGUGGGAAACGAACCCACAACCCUGGCGUUGCAAGCGCCAUGCUCUACCAACUGAGCUACAUUUAGAUUUGGUGAUGAAACAAACAUUUUUUUUGUACUUCGAAAUGGAAAGUAAAAAAAAAAUAUUUACUGUUUUUUUCUUUCCUUUGAAUUGGGGACUGGAUUCCUUCUCAAUUGUUCACCUCCUUAUUCAACACAACAAACCCUCCCUUCUCCCCCGACUACUAGAGAACAGAUGAGGGGUGUUCUGUCUAUCCCUGAGGUGAAAGAGAAAGUGAUGAUCAUGUGCUUUUCUCAUCCCUGUCUGAACAGUCACCUUUCCACACUGUGUUCAAAACAACACGCUCUUAAAGGCCCAGUGCAGGCAAAAACGUGAUUUUCCUGUGUUUUACAUAUAUUUCCACAUUAUGAGGUUGGAAUAAUACUGUGAAAUUGUGAAAAUGAUGAUAAUGCCCUUUUAGUGUAAGAGCUGUUUGAAAAGACUGCCUGAAAUGUAUGCCUGUUUUGGUGGGAUGGACUUUAGGCCGGUAAAUUAGUUAAUAAACCAAUAAGAAAGAAUGUUUCAAAUCUUUCUGCCAAUAACAGCUCGUUUUCAGUUUUCCCCUCCCCGCUCAGACCACUCCCAGACAGUCCUAGCUAAAUUCUUGCUUGAGACGUUGCUCUUUGCUAAGAAGCCAUUUUUGUUUAUUUUUGACCACUUUAAUUGAAAACAAUCACAGUAAGGUACUUCAUUGUUACCCAGAAAUGAUUUGAUAUUAAGAUAAAAACAGAUGCAUUGGACCUUAAACCAUUACCACCCACACACACAAACACUUGCGCGCACACACACACACACAUAUUCUAAGAAUAUCUUUAUACGACACAUUUUCUUUCACAGAAGAAAGAGAUAUCUCAUGUUUGAGGGAGCUACACCACCAUCUCUCUGUCUCAACCUAUGACUUCUCUGCCACAUGCAUGACAUUGCGGCAUGCAUUUCCUGUUUGCAUGGCUAUGUUUGAUGUGAUGCGUGAACAGUUAUUGACAACUUAAAUGCAUCAAUCACUUACUAUUGGGCAUAAUGAGAAUAUGAUACGGUACUGAUCUGUGCCUCACACUACGUAUAGAAAUAGCAUGAUAUGAAGAAGAACAUGAAUAUACAGAAGGGUAUAAAACAUGAUUUCUACAUGUCUGGAUCACUGCCUGUGUGUCACCGUCACUACCAGGGGCUCCGGUAAGGUCUGGACACAUGAAGAAGUCCACUAAUAGAAAAGACUAGAGUUCGCACCCUCUUCAUGUAAUAUAAUGGAAUUAAUUACUACACCAUAAAUACAUGAUAGAUUGAUUAUACCAUUUCCAAAGCUCACAGAAAGAUGAUUCUGUUGUACAUCCUUCAGUCAUAUAAACUACUUAAUCAGAUUCCUACAGUUAGACAUUGGAACAGACUGAGCAACAAACAUAAAUACCAGUCUUAAAUGGACACAAUGCUGUUCUGUAGGCUAAACAAACAGAGCCUUGUAGUGAGGGAGUUUGUCUUACAUUUAAGUUGGUCUUAAUUUUCCCAUAGAUAGCCAAUUGUCCCCCAUCACCAUCAUAGCUAUAGGCCCACCCCACCCUAAUACACAGUGCCAAGGCUUAUUUAGUCUUGGACGGUUUAAAACAAUCCUAACCAAGAAUAAUAUCUUCCAUAAGACUCUUCCAUGGACCAUAAACUGAAGAUUUCAUUAUCCUCAUUGUAAUUGAUGACAGAUGCGUGUUGCUAUGCAAAAAAUGCACACAGUACACAUGCCUUGGUACGAUGAAGAGGGUUUCAUAGUAUGAAGCAUUUAUAUGGAAAUAUGAAGCUAUUGGUAUUUCUUUCAGUGAGAUUUAAACACCUGAUUGCUUGACAAAUUGUCUUAGAUCUUUAUGGUUGUUAUUACUGUAUAAUAGCCUUCUACCAAGGUGUUUCUCUCUACUAAACAACUAUAAUGAGGUAGUAUAGUGUUUCUCCCUACUAAACAACUAUAAUGAGGUAGUAUAGUGUUUCUCCCUACUAAACAACUAUAAUGAGGUAGUAUAGUGUUUCUCCCUACUAAACAACUAUAAUGAGGUAGUAUAGUGUUUCUCCCUACUAAACAACUAUAAUGAAGUAGUAUAGUGUUUCUCCCUACUAAACAACUAUAAUGAGGUAGUAUAGUGUUUCUCCCUACUAAACAACUAUAAUGAGGUAGUAUAGUGUUUCUCCCUACUAAACAACUAUAAUGAGGUAGUAUAGUGUUUCUCCCUACUAAACAGUGAGGUGUAUGCCUUCCUGGCUUCUUGCCCAUACAGUAGGAUACAGUGGAUUUUCCUCUCUGUGUGAGGCCUUGCUAUGCAGAUGCAUCCAUCCAUUUACAUUUACAUUUACAUUACAUUUACAUUUACAUUUACAUUUACAUUUACAUUUUAGUCAUUUAGCAGACGCUCUUAUCCAGAGCGACUUACAGGAGCAAUUAGGGUUAAGUGCCUUGCUCAAGGGCACAUUAACGUCAUUUAGCAGACGCUCUUAGCCAGAGCGACUCACAAAUUGGUGCGUUCACCCUAUAGCCAGUGGGAUAACCACUUUACAAUUGGGGGGGGGGGGGGGGGGGGGGGGGUAGAAGGAUUCCUUUAUCCUAUCCCAGGUAUUCCUUAAAGAGGUGGGGUUUCAAAUGUCUCCGGAAGGUGGUGAGUGACUCCGCUGUCCUGGCGUCGUGAGGGAGCUUGUUCCACCAUUGGGGUGCCAGAGCAGCGAACAGUUUUGACUGGGUGUGUGUGUGUGUGUGUGUGUCUGUGUCUGUGUAUGUGUGUGUCAGGCAUACUGUAGCUAUCUGUAGAUAAGAAUGUGAUAAUCUGAGGAUUCCACAGUGCUUUUUGGCAUCUGAUUAGUAAACAAACGGUAUUGCAAUGUGAGUGAAUUGUGUUUGUGCUGUGCAUGCUUCUCUUUCUAUAUGGUGUACUAAAACUGAAAAAAAGGCUGAAAUUCGCCAUUUUGUUUUCAAGUUAAUGUUUUGAUCUCUUCUGGAAUGUCUUCCUGAAGGCUUGCCAUAUGUAGUGAAAUGGACAGGAGACAGAGAGGGGCUGUGCUACACACACAUGCGUGCGGACACACACACAUCACAUGGUUGGGAAAAAGGGCUGGUCUGUCCUGGGCUGGGCUCAACGUGUGUGUGUUUGGCUGUCUACUGGUCACAUAACAUUUCCCUCCUGUCUCAUGACUCCUGCAGGAGUGAUUCAGACCAGAGAGAGAGGGAGAGAGAGGGAGAGGGAGAGAGAGGGGGAGAGAGGGAGAGAGAGAGAGAGAGAGCGAGAGAGAGAGAGAGAGAGAGAGAGAGAGAGACAGAGAGAGAGACAGAGAGAGAGACAGAGAGAGAGAGAGAGAGAGAGAGAGAGAGAGAGAGAGAGAGAGAGAGAGAGAGAGAGAGAGAAGAAAGACAAGGAAGUAUCUGAUCUGAUCGGUUGGCUGUUGUGUUUUCAGAGCUCAGCAUGGAGGAAGAAGAGGAGGGAGAUGAUGAAGAGGGCAGCACUGAUGAGUUCUCGGACAGUAUUGAAGACGAUGAGGAUAAACUGACUGCCAAAAGCCUGGCCUCCACUAAGGUACAGGUGGUUCUUUACCUUUAAAUCUUAAAGGGAUACUAUAUUCUACACCAGUCUUGUGCCUCUCAUCCCCUUAUACAGUCAUUGCUUUCAUUAUAGCUCAUGUUGACAAUAUUCUACAGAUGUAGGAUCUUAAUUUGAGCCAGUUUGCUACAGCAGGAAAAUAAUCCUACAGCAACAGGAAAUGUGAAUUAUUAUGUGGAUUGUGAUUAAUGGACAUUUUUGUAGGGGUUGGAAAAAAUGGGAAAAUCAGGUUUGAAAUGUCAAAGUGGAAAUUACAAACUUCAGAAGUCUUUUUAAACCUCAAAUACACUUCUGCAUUGCAGGAUAGUUAUUCUGCAACAGGGUGAACAAAUUAAGAUCCUACAUCUGUAGCCUGGGUACCAGAUUGUUUCUGUAUUCAACAACGCUGCAUUGUUCCCUUGCCAAAUAAGACCAUAACGAAGCAGUUGGCUUAAGCAGACGCAGACCUGUACCCAGUCUGACAAUGUUGGAGUUGUUUUAAGUAAUCUUUUUCAUGUUAUGUCGUAUUUUUUAAAUAAUGUCACUGUAGUUCUGUUCUUAGGCUUGACCAAUUAUUAUUGACUAAUUACUGACACUCAUUUCCCCCUCUUACUACCUGUCUUCCCUUCUCUCUUUCACCCCUCUGGUUUCUUUUAUUUUGUGUCCAGAACUCUGCGGUGGCCUGUGGGCAGGGGGUGCUGUCUGGAGGAGCACUGUCCCAGGGGGCCGAGGGGCAGCAUCUGGCUGAACAGAAGAGGGCACUAGAAGAAGAAGUGGAGGAGAUGAGAACACAGCUGGAGACCACCGGCUGCUCCUCCCUAGCCCAGAUGAGGUAUGUACCGAUGCAGUACCCACUCACCUACUUAUCUCAGUGUCUCCCUGUGGUACACAUUACAUUGUCUAUACUGUAGCCCUAGCCAAGAUCAUGUACAACAUCUACCUGCAAGAAGCGCAGUCAAAGGCUCACAGUCUGAUUGUCAUUGCAGCAGUUGUUGUUGUGGUGGUGGUUGUUGUUGUGGUUGUUGUUGUGGUGGUUGAGGUGGUGGUGGUGGUUGUUGUUGUGGUUGUUUUUGUGGUGGUGGUGGUAGUUGUGGUUGUGGUGGUUGUUGUGGUUGUGGAUGUGGAUGUUGUGGUUGUGGAUGUGGUUGUGGUUGUUGUGGUUGUGGAUGUGGUUGCUGUGGUUGUGGAUGUGGUUGUUAAUCCUCUGCUGUGUAUUUCUUGCAGGAGAACACUGCAGAGGCUACAACAAGAGAAUGAGGUCCUGAAACAGACCCAACGGGGGUUAGAGGGUCUAGGAACUCUGGAGGAUUCAACAGACAUGUGCCAAGGAUGGGGACAGGAGGAGGAGGAGGAGGAGGAGGAGGAAGAGGAGGAGGUAGAGGAUGAAGAGGAGGAGGUAGAGGAGGAGGAGGAAGAGGAGGAGGAGGAAGAGGCGGAGGUAGAGGAGGAAGAGGAGGAGGAGGAAGAGGAGGAGGAGGAGGAGGAAGAGGAGGGGGCACAACCAGCAGUGGUACCCACCCAGGGAAAGCAUGACCCCCCAGCAGUGAGGAUGAGAGAGGGGAGGGGGAACAGACAGUAUACCAGACCUCACUCCCUAGACCUGGGGACUCUCCUCUACCACCAGCCAAACCAUACAGAGAAGGUACACAUACACUCCUCUACCCUAAACCAGUCUUUGCCGGAAUAGUGUAAACCUCUAGCGGGGGAGUUUAAAGUGUCAUCAGGCGUAGUGCGAAGAGAGAUCUCGAUCAGAGACAGAGAGAAGAGAGAGAGAGCGAUGGAGAAGGCGUAGAGAUCGAGAGAGAAGAGCGAGAGAGAGGCGAGAGACAGAGAGAGAGACCUCAGAUCUCUCGAUUCCAGCUUGAAUCCCCUCUUCUCUUACUCUCUCUCUCUCUCUCUCUCUCUCUCUCUCUCUCUCUCUCUCUCUCUCCUCUUGCUCUCUCCCUCCCUCUCUCUCUCUCUGUCUAUUUAUCUCCCCCUCUCUCCUCAUAUCUCUGUGUUGGUAUAGCUAGAGCAGUCUAUGUAGGGCUGACAGUUUAUAUAAGCAUUAUGACUGCCUCUGGGCAGCUGCUGCUCCUGGGUUUCAGGCCAAAGAGAGCAGAGGAAAGGAGUGUUCUGUGUUGCUGCUGCAAUGGUUUUAGGAAAUGGGACACAGAGUUCUACACACUCAGGCUUCUUCUUUCUGCUCUAUACGUCAAUGCUUUGUUUCCAUAAUGAAAAGAAAGGUGUCCCAUCUCCGUUUGCUGCUUCCGUGAUCUUUAUUUUAGCUAGUGAUAUAACAACAGUUCAACCAUAAUGGUCUUUACUAGUCAUGUAAAAGCGAAUGAGAUUAACUUUAUUUUCCUUGUCUUGUGCCCUAUAGGAGGCUGAGUCUGAUGAUGUCACCGGCGAUGUGGGCGGGUUCUGGCAGCAUGUGGAGGCGGGUCUCCGUGAGCAGGCGGUGCGUCUGCGUUCUGAUUUGGCGCUGAGCAGACAGGAGAGCAGAGAGUUGCAGGAGAGACUCAUGGUGUCUGAGGCCACAGUACAUGCACAGGCUGAACAACUCAAAGACUACAGGGAACUACUCAGUGAGUCAUCUUACAUAUGCUGAAACAUACAUAAAUACACACAUACACACAUACAGAUACACAGAACACACACACACAGAACACACACACACAUACACACACAUACAGAUACACAGAACACACACACACACAGAUACACAGAACACACACACACACAUACAGAUACACAGAACACACACACACACACAGAGAUACACAGAACACACACACACAGAUACACAGAACUCACACACACACACACCAGUGAUGAUGCAAGCUUCUCUCUCACUCUCAGCGGAGACAUCAGUCGAGCAGGACAGUAAGCAGGUCCAGGUGGACCUGCAGGACCUGGGCUAUGAGACGUGUGGUCGUAGUGAGAAUGAGGCAGAGAGAGAGGACGCCAGCAGCCCAGGUAACUUAGCUGGGCCUUUCCCUGUCUCACAUCUUUUCAAUGACAUUUUGUUUGAUUGAGGGGCUUUAUUGGCAUGGGAAACGUAUGUUAACAUUGCCAAAGCAAGUGAAAUAGAUAAUAAACAAAAGUAAAAUAAACAAUAAAAAAUGUAACAGUAAGCAUUACACUCACAAAAGUUCCAAAAUAAUAAAGACAUUACAAAUGUCAUAUUAUGUGCAAAUAGUUAAGGUACAAAAGGGAAGAUAAAUAAACAUAAAUAUGGGUUGUAUUUACAAUGGUGUUUGUUCUUCACUGGUUUCCCUUUUCUUGUGGCAACAGGUCACAAAUAUUGCUGCUGUGAUGGCACACUGUGGUAUUUCAUCCAGUAGAUAUGGGAGUUUAUCAAAAUUGGGUUUGUUUUCUAAUUCUUUGUGGAUCUGUGUAAUCUGAGGGAAAUAUGUGUCUCUAAUAUGGUCAUACAUUUGGCAGGAGGUUAGGAAGUGCAGCUCAGUUUCCACCUCAUUUUGUGGGCAGUGUGCACAUAGCCUGUCUUCUCUUGAGAGCCAGGUCUGCCUACGGCGGCCUUUCUCAAUAGCAAGGCUAUGCUCACUGAGUCUGUACAUAGUCAAAGCUUUCCUUAAGUUUGGGUCAGUCACAGUGGUCAGGUAUUCUGCCACUGUCUACUCUCUGUUUAGGGCCAAAUAGCAUUCUAGUUUGCUCAUUUUUUUUGUAAAUUCUUUCCAAUGUGUCAAGUAAUUCUCUUUUUGUUUUCUCAUGAUUCGGUUGGGUCUAACUGUGUUGUUGUUGUCCUGGGGCUCUGUGGGGUCUAUUUGUGAACAGAGCCCAGGGACUAGCUUGCUUAGGGGACUCUUUUCCAGGUUCAUCUCUCUGUAGGUGAUGGCUUUCUUAUGGAAGGUUUGGGAAUCGCUUCCUUUUAGGUGGUUGUAGAAUUUAACGUCUCUUUUCUGGAUUUUGAUCAUUAGCGGGUAUCGGCCUAAUUCUGCUCUGCAUGCAUCUUAUCUCUCACUCCUAUCUCACUCCUGUUGCCUCCCUCACGUUAUACCUCUCUGAGAGUGUCACCUCUCACUGUUUCUAUUUCACUUGGUCACUUGCGACAUCUACUGUACCUAACAUCUCACCAUACAGUACCUGCAUCACCUCUCAUCCCCACCUCACCUGUCACUUUAGCUUACCUGUGUCCGGUGUGAUGAUCUAUACAGCUUACUAACCUCUUCCUGUAUCUCUCCUCCCCUAGAGUUUGAUGAUCUGGAGAUGUGUACAUCACUGAGCCACCGGCAGGACUACGAGUGUGCUGGGGUUUGGUUCCAUGGCGAUGGGAGUGUGGGCGGAGCUUAUGAUGAAGGGGAGGAGCCAGGGGCAGGAUCCCUACAGCAAUUGGUCCUGGACCUGCGUUCUCAGCUGACCCGCUGCCACAAGGUGAUUCGUGGGUUGCAGCUACGUGUGCGCUCACUAUCCACCACCAGUGACUACGCAUCCAGUCUGGAACGCACCCCACGCAAGGUACGUCUGUGAUGAGGUGAUUUUGAAGGAGUCAGGCGCAGGAGGGUAAAUCACAGAAUAACAGGAUUUAUUCUGAACCACAGAGUUACGCAGUAUUGCGUAAAAACACUCCAGUGCGCAAAACAGGCGCACUGGAAAAUACAAGGCACACAGGGAAUAUUCCCGGCGAUACAGAAUACACAGAGCUCCACCGAUCUUCUCUCUCCUCCACAAUAAACAAUCACACACAAAGACAUUGGGGGCAGAGGGAAUACUUAUACAGGUACUAAUGAGGGGAUAUGAACCAGGUGUGUGUAAUAAACAAGACAAAACAAAUGGAAUGAUGAGAUGAGGAGCGGCAGUGGCUAGAAGGCCGGUGACGACGAACGCCGAAGCCUGCCCGAACAAGGAGAGGAGGCAGCUUCGGAGGAAGUCGUGACAACGUCAUAUACAGUACCAGUCAAAAGUUUGGACACACCUACUCAUUCAAGGGUUUUUCUUUAUUUUUACUAUUAUUCUACAUUGUAGAAUAAUAGUGAAGACAUCAAAACUAUGAAAUAACACAUAUAUAAUCAUGUAGUAACCAAAAAGUGUUAAACAAAUCAAAAUAUAUUUUAUAUGUGAGAUUCUUCAAAUAGCCACCCUUUGCCUUGAUGACAGCUUUGCACACUCUUGACAUUCUCUCAACCAGCUUCAUGAAGUAGUCACCUGGAAUGCAUUUCAAUUAACAGGUGUGCCUUCUUAAAAGUUAAUUUGUGGAAUUUAUUUCCUUCUUAAUGCAUUUGAGCCAAUCAGUUGUGUUGUGACAAGGUAGGGGUGGUAUACAGAAGAUAGCCCUAUUUGGUAAAUGACCAAGUCCAUAUUAUGGCAAGAACAGCUCAAAUAAGCAAAGAGAAACGACAGUCCAUCAUUACUUUAAGAACUUUGAAAGUUUAUUUAAGUGCAGUCGCAAAAACCAUCACGCUCUAUGAUGAAAGUGGCUAUCAUGAGGACCGCCACAGGAAAGGAAGACCCAGAGUUACCUCUGCUGCAGAGGAUAAGUACGUUAGCGUUAAAUGCACCUUAGAUUGCAGCCCAAAUAAAUGCUUCACAGAGUUCAAGUAACAGACACAUCUCAACAUCAACUGUUCAGAGGAGACUGCGUAAAUCAGGCCUUCAUGGUCAUAUUGCUGCAAAGAAACUACUACUAAAGGACGCCAAUAAGAAGAAGAGACUUGCUUGGGCCAAGAAACACGAGCAAUGGACAUUAGAUCGGUGGAAAUCUGUCCUUUGGUCUGAUGAGUCCAAAUUUGAGAUUUUUGGUACCAACCGCUGUGUCUUUGUGAGACGCAGAGUAGGUGAACGGAUGAUCUCCUCAUGUGUGGUUCCCACCUUGAAGCACGGAGGAGGUGUGAUGGUGUGGGGGUGCUUUGCUGGUGACACUGUCUGUAAUUUAUUUAGAAUUCAAGGCACACUUAACCAGCAUGGCUACCACAGCAUUCUGCAGCGAUACGCCAUCCCAUCUGCUUUGCCCUUAGUGGGACUAUCAUUUGUUUUUCAACAGGAUAAUGACCCAAAGCACACCUCCAGGCUUUGUAAGGGCUAUUUGAGGAAGGAGAGUGAUGGAGUGCUGCAUCAGAUGACCUGGCUCCACAAUCACCCGACCUCAACCCAAUUGAGAUGGUUUGGGAUGAGUCGGACUGCAGAGUAAAGGAAAAGCAGCCAACAAGUGCUCAGCAUAUGUGGGAACUCCUUCAAGGCUGUUGGAAAAGCAUUCCUCAUGAAGCUGGUUGAGAGAAUGCCAAGAGUGUGCAAAGAUGUCAUCAAGGCAAAGGGUGGCUACUUUGAAGAAUCUCAAAUAUAAAAUAUAUUUUGAUUUGUUUAACACUUUUUUGGUUACUACAUGAUUCCAUGUGUUAUUUCAUAGUUUUGAUGUAUUCACUAUUAUUCUACAAUGUAGAAAAUAGUAAAAAAUAAAGAACAACCCUUGAAUGAGUAGGUGUGUCCAACUUUUGACUGGUACUGUACAUACAAGGUCUGAUUGAUUGAUUGAUUGAUAGAUAAUUGAUUGAUCAGUUGAUUGAUCAAUAGAUUGACUGAUGACUUUAGUGCUUGUGCGCUUGUUGGAUUAUGUGCUACUAUGAUAUUUUCCCUGACUAUUUACAGUCCUUUCCCUCCUCUCUCCUGUCCAUCAGGUGAACUGGGCGUUUGAGGCCUCCCCGGCCCCCAGCGGUGUAGAGGACGAUGAGGGUUGGAUGUCCGACAGCCUGGGGCCUCGCAUGGAACCCAAGCCCAGCCGGGAGCUGCGAGAGCUGGUGUCCCGAGUGGCCUCACUGGAGGCCCAACUCAAGAGCUCCAGGCUGGAGGGGAAAGGAAGGGUGGUAGAGGAGGGGAAGUGUGCUACCUGGCCCGGGUGAGUGGAGAAAGAGAGGAAAUAAUGAUGAUAAUGACUAUGAUGAUGACUGAUACCUAUGAUAAUGACUAUGAUGAUGACUGAUAACUAUGAUAAUGACUAUGAUGAUGACUGACACCUACGAUAAUGACUAUGAUGAUGACUGAUAACUAUGAUAAUGACUAUGAUGAUGACUGAUAACUAUGAUUACGAUGAUGGUAAUAAUGACUGAUAACAAUGAUAAUGACUAUGGUGAUUACUGAUAACAACGAUAAUAACUAUGGAAAUGACUGAUAACAAUGAAAAUGGCUAUGAUGAUGGCCGAUAACAACGAUAAUGACUGUGAUAAUGACCGACAACAAUGAUAACGACUGUGGUGAUGAGCGAUAACAACGAUAACGACUACGAUAAUGAUUGAUAACAACGAUAAUGGCUAUGGUGAUGAUUGAUAACAAUGACUAUGACGAUGACCGAUAACAAUGAUAAUGAUGAUGCUAAUGACCAAUAACAAUGAUAAUGACUAUGAUGAUGACAGAUACUUAUGAUAAUGACUAUGAUGAUGACUGAUUACAGAGGUAAUGACUAUGACGAUGGCCGAUAACAACAAUAAUGACUAUGACAAUGACUGAUAACAAUGAUAAUGACUAUGACUAUGACUGAUAACAAUGGGAAUGACUAUGACGAUGACUGAUAUGAUGAUAAUGACUAUGAUGAUGACUGACAGCAUUUAUAAUGAAUAUGAUGAUGACUGAUAACUAUGAUAAUGACUACGAUUAUGACUGAUAACAAUGGUAAUGACUAUGAUUAUGACUGAUAACUAUGAUAAUGUCGAUGAUAAAUGACUGAUAACAAUGAUAAUGACUAUGCCAAUGACUGAUGACAAUGGUAAAAUCUAUGGCGAUGAAUGAUAACAACGAUAAUGACUAUGACUGAAAAAAAUGAUAAUGACUACGAUGAUGACCGAUAACAACGAUAAUGACUAUGAUGAUGACCAAUAAAAAUGAUAAUGACUAUGAUGGUGACUGAUAACAAUGAUAAUGGCUAUGAUGAUGACUGACUACUACGAUAAUGACUAUGACAAUGACUGAUAACGGUAAAGACUAUGAUGAUGACCGAUUACCACGAUAAUGACUAUGGCCGAUAACAAUGAUAGCGACGAUGACUGAUAACAACGAUAAUGACUAUGAUGAUGACUGACAGCUACGAUAAUGACUGAUGAUUACUGAUAACAACGGUAAUGACUACGACUAUGACUGAUAACAGUGAUAAUGACUAUGACAAUGACUGAUAACAAUGAUAAUUACUAUGACUGAUAACAAUGGUAAUGACUAUGACGAUGACUGAUAACAAUGAUAAUGGCUAUGAAUGACUGAUAACAAUGAUGACCACGAUGAUGACUGACAGAAAAGAUAAUGACUAUUAUGAUGACCGAUAACUAUGAUAAUGACUACGAUGAUGACCGAUAAUGAUAAUGGCGAUGAUAAUAAUGACUGAUAACUACGAUAAUGACUAUGCCAAUGACUGAUGACAAUGUUAAUGCUAUGGCGAUGACUGACAACAACGAUAAUGACUAUUACUGAAAACAAUGAUAAUGACUACGAUGAUGACUGAUAACAAUGAUAAUGACUAUGAUGUUGAUUGACAACAAUGAUAAUGCUGAUACGUAAAAAUUUAUGCACACAUGACUGUAAGUCACUUUGGACAAAAGCGUCUGCUAAAUGGCAUAUUAUUAUAUUAUUAUUAUGAUAAUAAUGGCUGAUAACAAUGAUAAUGACUAUGCCGAUGGCUGAUAACAUCGGUAAUGACUAUGACUGACAACAACGAUAAUGACUAUGCCGAUGACCAACAACAACGAUAAAGACUAUGACUGAUAACAACGAUAAUGACUAUGAUGAUGACUGGCUAUUACGAUAAUAAUUACGAUGAUGACCGAUAACAAUGGUAAUGACUAUGACGGUGACUGACUACUAUGAUAAUGGAUAUGACGAUGACCGACAACAACGAUAAUGACUACAACGAUGACUGACAACAACGAUAAUGACUACAACUAUGACUGAUUACUACGAUAAUGACUAUGACGAUGACCGACAACAACGGUAAUGACUACGAUGAUGACCGAUUACUAUGAUAAUGACUAUGACUGAAAACAAUGAUAAUGACUACGACAAUGACCGAUUACUAUGAUAAUGACUAUGACAAUGACUGAUAACAACGGUAAUAACUAUGACGAUGACUGAUAACAACAAUAAUAACUAUGCAAUGGCUGAUAACAACGAUAAUGACUAUGACAAUGACUGACAGCAAUGAUAAUGACAACGACUGUCAACAAGGAUAAUGACUGUGACGAUGACUGUCAACAACGAUAAUGACUACGAAGAUGACUGAUAACAACGAUAAUGACUGACGAUGUCUGAUAACAACGGUAAUGACUAUGACGAUGACCGAUAACGAUGAUAAUGACAAUGACCGUUAACAACAAUACUGACUAUGAUGACGACUGGUUACUACGAUAAUGACCAUGACGAUGACUGAUAACAACGAUAAUGACUACGCCGAUGACCGAUAACAACGAUAAUGACUAUGACCGAUCACAACGAUAAUGACUAUGGCGACGACUGAUUACUACGAUAAUGACUAUGGCAAUGACAGAUAACAACGGUAAUGACUAUGACUGAUAACAACGAUAAUGACUAUGGCAAUGACUGACAACAACGAUAAUGACUAUGACAAUGACUGAUAACAACGAUAAUGACUAUGACGAUGACCGAUAACAACUAUAAUGCUGAUGAUGAAGAUGGUGUUCUUGGUCUUUCACGUCCUGACCCCUCCCCUUCCUCCAUCUCUGCACAGGAAGUACAACACCCUGAUCCAGGCUCAGGCCAGGGAGCUGUCCCACCUGCGUCAGAGGAUGAGGGAGGGCCGUGGUGUCUGUCACAUACUCACACAGCACCUGGGAGACACCACCAAGGUGUGACACUCUGACGAUCUCUCCAAAGAUUAGGACAUUAUCCACCACUUUUUGACAGUGAUUGAAUCAAAUGUAUUUUAUUGAUUUAAAUUAUGUUUUAUUGAACUAUCAGCUGAAUGUAAUUGAUUGGCCAGGGCUUUGAGGAGCUGCUGCGUGCCAACGACAUCGACUACUACAUGGGACAGAGCUUCAGAGAGCAGCUGGCACAGAGCAUUGCCCUGGCACAACGAAUGGGCACCAAGAUCAGUGGACGUGAGUGUGGAGAACACACACACAAACGUACGCACAGACAGACACACACAUGCACAUGCACACACAGACAGACACACACACAUUCCCUGAUCUUCUGUCCUUCUAUCUCACUCUCUCUCCUCCCUUUACUCUCCAUUACCCCUCCUUUUCUCUCCUCAGGUGACCGUGCUGAGCUCCAUGACGAUAAGAUGGGCCAUGAGCUGCUUGCUUUACGGUGGGGUUUAUGUCCUAAUGAUGUGUAACCAUCUGAAAAAAGGUUUUCCCUUGUGUGUGUUUUGGUUUUAGUAUCCUUGUGGGACCCAUAAGUCCACGGGAACAGAUAGUAAAACAAGGAAAAGUGGGGCCAUUUUCCCCACAAGGACAAAAGGCUAUUUUAGGCUUAGGGGUUAGGUUUAGGGUUAUGUUUAGAAUUAGGGUUAGGGGUUAGGAGUUAUGGUUAGGUCUAGGAUUUGGGGCUAAGGUUAGGGUUAGGGUUAAGGUUAGGGUUAGGGAUGAAACACACCAAGAAUCUCACUGCCGAUAGCCUGCCGAUUGGAACUUAUCACAGUGGGAGGCCUGUGAACAAAAGUGUGCUAAAACAAAAGUGGUACCUGCUGCGUGCUGAACCGGUAGCAACGAACCUACCGAUUCUACUUGUAGAAUCGCAAUACUCGUCAGUGGCCAACAACUUGAACUUGAGCCACUCAGAGAGCACGACCCCCACAUGGGGGAGCCAACAAAAAAAAUAUGAAAAAGAGGGCAUUUUCUCUGUACAUCCACAGAUGAGCCAGUCACACUUCAUAUGCAAUGUAGGCUAUGGGAUGGUUGCUAGCUAAGUGCACAGAUGCAAUGCACACAACAAUAAAUACUUCCUCCAAGCUAGCUAAUCACUGUAGCUAGUAUUGACAUUAAAAUGAAAUCACAAUGGAUUAGCUAGUUGAAACAGCUACCUGUGUUAGCUGCCAGGUUAGUGCAGUGUCCUUAGCUAGUUAGCUAGCUAUGUUGUGCUAGCUAGCGAAUAUGUCAACGUUAGCUAGCUAAACAUUGGACUGGCACUAGCAGUAUGGGAUUAUGGAGAGUGAAUUAAAUUGUUUCUUCGUCAUCUUACUAGGUAGUUAUCUAGCUGUGGCCAUCUGGUUAGUAUCAACAAGGGCUUUCUACAAAAUAGCAACAUUAGCACAGAUAGCUUGGAAUCUAGACCAUAAGCAAUACUCACGGAUAUGCAUUGCCAAACAAUGCUACUGCCACCUUCUGGUUGAGUGGCAGACGACUUCCAAGGUCUUUGCUGUGUGAACACAAAAGAGAUUGACUGCCGACACUGUUCAGAGGUGCUAAGUACUGUCGGCAGGCAAACGUUUGACAAUACUACCGGUGUGUCUGAGAUUUUAAAGGUUAGGUUUUGCAUUAGGGGUUAGAGAAAAUAGGAUUUUGAGUGGGAAUCAAUUGUUUGGUCCCCACAAGGAUAGUAAAACAAACGUGUGUGUGUGUUUGUUUGUGUGUGUAUUAGGUGACCUACAGUGCACUCUCUCCUGUUGUGCCUCUGCCAGGGGUAGAGGUCAUUAGUCAGAGCCUCUGCCAGGGGUAGAGGUCAACAGUCAGAGCCUCUGGCAGGGGUAGAGGUCAUUAGUCAGAGCCUAUGGCAGGGGUAGAGGUCAACAGUCAGAGCCUAUGGCAGGGGUAGAGGUCAACAGUCAGAGCCUCUGGCAGGGGUAGAGGUCAACAGUCAGAGCCUAUGGCAGGGGUAGAGGUCAACAUUCAGAGCCUCUGGCAGGGGUAGAGGUCAACAGUCAGAGCCUCUGCCAGACAUGUGUGUUUCACCUGCACAUGCUUAGUCAUUACAAGUCACAUGCUCACAUGAAUAAUCAUAUAUUUUUUUAUGUCUGUCUUCAGAGGACGAAAGUACAUUUUUGUUUUUACAGCUAUUUUGUUAAAUAUGCAUUUUACAUACAUUUAUCAUGUGAAUAAUCUUGCUUAUGUUAUAGGAACAUUAAGGUUUCCUCUGUUUUCCCAUGGUUCACUUCCAUGGGUUGUGUGUUUUCAAGAAGUUAAUUUAGUACUAUAGAUACAGAUUUUCAAUCUACCUACAAUGUGCUUAGAGAUUAUGUUUAAUGAGAAGAACAUGUUUAUAACUAGCAUGGGAGUGAGCCAGUCUGUUUUUCUUUUAUACAAUGAUAUGGCAUUGUUGAUCCCAGAAGUCCCAUUGUUGAUCCCAGAAGUCACAUUGUUAAUCCCAGAAGUCCCAUUGUUGAUCCCAGAAGUCACAUUGUUAAUCCCAGAAGUCACAUUGUUGAUCCCAGAAGUCCCAUUGUUAAUCCCAGAAGUCACAUUGUUGAUCCCAGAAGUCACAUUGUUGAUCCCAGAAGUCACAUUGUUGAUCCCAGAAGUCACAUUGUUGAUCCCAGAAGUCACAUUGUUGAUCCCAGAAGUCACAUUGUUGAUCCCAGAAGUCACAUUGUUGAUCCCAGAAGUCACAUUGUUAAUCCCAGAAGUCACAUUGUUAAUCCCAGAAGUCACAUUGUUGAUCCCAGAAGUCACAUUGUUGAUCCCAGAAGUCACAUUGUUAAUCCCAGAAGUCACAUUGUUGAUCCCAGAAGUCACAUUGUUGAUCCCAGAAGUCCCAUUGUUGAUCCCAGAAGUCCCAUUGUUGAUCCCAGAAGUCACAUUGUUGAUCCCAGAAGUCACAUUGUUGAUCCCAGAAGUCCCAUUGUUGAUCCCAGAAGUCACAUUGUUGAUCCCAGAAGUCACAUUGUUGAUCCCAGAAGUCACAUUGUUGAUCCCAGAAGUCACAUUGUUGAUCCCAGAAGUCACAUUGUUGAUCCCAGAAGUCACAUUGUUGAUCCCAGAAGUCACAUUGUUGAUCCCAGAAGUCCCAUUGUUAAUCCCAGAAGUCACAUUGUUAAUCCCAGAAGUUCCAUUGUUAAUCCCAGAAGUCACAUUGUUGAUCCCAGAAGUCACAUUGUUGAUCCCAGAAGUCCCAUUGUUGAUCCCAGAAGUCACAUUGUUGAUCCCAGAAGUCACAUUGUUGAUCCCAGAAGUCACAUUGUUGAUCCCAGAAGUCACAUUGUUGAUCCCAGAAGUCACAUUGUAUUGUUGAUCCCAGAAGUCACAUUGUUGAUCCCAGAAGUCACAUUGUUGAUCCCAGAAGUCACAUUGUUGAUCCCAGAAGUCACAUUGUUGAUCCCAGAAGUCACAUUGUUAAUCCCAGAAGUCACAUUGUUGAUCCCAGAAGUCACAUUGUUAAUCCCAGAAGUCACAUUGUUGAUCCCAGAAGUCACAUUGUUAAUCCCACAAGUCACAUUGUUGAUCCCAGAAGUCACAUUGUUAAUCCCAGAAGUCACAUUGUUGAUCCCAGACAUCAAAUUGUUGAUCCCAGAAGUCACAUUGUUGAUACCAGAAGUCACAUUGUUGAUCCCAGACUUCAAAUUGUUGAUCCCAGAUGUCACAUUGUUGAUCCCAGACUUCAAAUUGUUGAUCCCAGAAGUCACAUUGUUGAUACCAGAAGUCACAUUGUUGACCCCAGAAGUCACAUUGUUGAUCCCAGAAGUCACAUUGUUGAUCCCAGAAGUCACAUUGUUGAUCCCAGAAGUCACAUUGUUGAUCCCAGAAGUCACAUUGUUGAUCCCAGAAGUCACAUUGUUGAUCCCAGAAGUCACAUUGUUGAUCCCAGAAGUCACAUUGUUGAUCCCAGAAGUCACAUUGUUGAUCCCAGAAGUCACAUUGUUGAUCCCAGAAGUCACAUUGUUAAUCCCAGAAGUCACAUUGUUGAUCCCAGAAGUCACAUUGUUAAUCCCAGAAGUCACAUUGUUGAUCCCAGAAGUCACAUUGUUAAUCCCAGAAGUCACAUUGUUGAUCCCAGAAGUCACAUUGUUAAUCCCAGAAGUCACAUUGUUGAUCCCAGACUUCAAAUUGUUGAUCCCAGAAGUCACAUUGUUGAUACCAGAAGUCACAUUGUUGAUCCCAGACUUCAAAUUGUUGAUCCCAGAUGUCACAUUGUUGAUACCAGAAGUCACAUUGUUGAUCCCAGAAGUCACAUUGUUGAUCCCAGAAGUCACAUUGUUGAUCCCAGACUUCAAAUUGUUGAUCCCAGAAGUCCCAUUGUUGAUCCCAGACUUCAAUUUGUUGAUCCCAGAAGUCACAUUGUUGAUCCCAGAAGUCACAUUGUUGAUCCCAGAAGUCACAAGACCCCCAGUAGACUUUACCCAGAAGGAUUCACCCACCGGCUAUGUGUCUAAAAGCUUGUCACGCAAAGUUAGCUGAUGAAGCUUUCAAGGAGCACAAAGAAGAUUAACUGGUAAUCUAAAUCCCAGGCCAGGCUGUAGAGUGGACCUGGGUGAACCACAGGUGUCCCUCAGGCCCUCCUUAAGAGGCUCAGUGAGACUACGUGAGACACACACCAUUCUGGAUGUGGCUCGGUAAGCCAUUCUCUCACAGAGAGUGUAAAGAGAAGACAAAAAAGGAAGACACUGGAAUAAGGAAAACACCCUGGGAUCUUACGCUAUAUUAUACCUGAAGGCGGAUUUCUAGGAUAUUUCGAGGACUUAUGAGACGAUUUCUAGGACUAAUCAGAAUAUUUCCAGGACUAUUUCUAGGAAUUUUUCUAGAAUUUCUAGAACAAAUCUGUAUUUUUCUAGGACUAUUCUUUUAGACUGAUAUUACUAUUUCUAACACUACUCCUAUGACUAUUUUAGGACUAUUUGUGUGACUACUUCUAGGACUAAUCAGUCAAUUUUUUAAAGACUAAUUUGACUAUUUGACUGUCAGAUCUAUGGCUCCACUAUGGAAGUCCAUGCUCUCUAAAAGCAGUCCCCUGUACAGGGACUCUCUGUGGUCUUUCUCUGUAUGUGGGGGUCGCGCUGGGAGAGAGCCUGCCCCCCUACUGAAACAGAUGGCGAGAGAGCGGGAGUUCCUACAGAGGAAACUGGAAAUGUAAGGGGGAUGCAAUAGCCAAGAUAAUGGUCAUACAACUUGAUUGCGGUAUUUGAGCUCUGUGGUGGAUCUUAGUGACUUUCACUUGUUUGCAGCCUGUUUUCUGGUGGCCUAUGUCUGUGUGUGUGGUUGUGUCUGUCUGUAAGUGUACGUCUUGUAGAAAAUGAGUAAAAAUCUGUAGCAUAGGAUGAGAUAACCAAUCUCUCUUUCUCUCUCUAGGCUGAGUAAGGAGCUCCAGCAGAAGGAUAAGAUCAUUGAGUCGCUCCACAACAAACUCCAGCAGCGUCUAGACACCCCCUCCAGUAGCCAUGCACUCUCAGAGACCACCGACCAAUCAGACAGGACCUCCUUUGUGUCGGACGAGUGCCGGACCAAUGAGGACCUGGAGCUGUGCUCAGAUGUGGACACUGCCAGCGAAUACGCUCAGGAAGAAAAGGGACAGGGGGCGGGACAUGGCCCAGGAAGCACAGGUAUAUUAGCCGUUUAAAUACAUGUGCUAUUCAUAGACACAUACCUUACACCUGUCUCUCCCUCCAUCCUUUUUCCAAACUCCUCUCACCCCUUUCUCCACUCUUUUUCCAGACCUCCACCCCUCCCUCCCUUCAUCCUGUCUUAAGUCCUCCAGCAGCUGUCCCAACAUGCUAUACUCCACUCCCGUGGAGUCAGCCAGUCAGACUGGUCCUGUGUCCUACUCCCUACCCGCCUCCCAGUCCCUCCCCGGGCUUUACCCUAGCCGUGACCUCUGGGGUCAGCGUAUGACCUUUGACCCCCCGACCAGGACCUUCUCUAUGGAAGCGGUGCAACAGGAGCUGGAUACCCUGCACAGACAGAUGACUAUGAAUGAGAGUGAGCAGAGUUAGUGUCAGCAUGCAUUUGUGUGGUGUUCUUACUGUAUGAGGGACAACCUUGGUACGGUGGAUUGGAGGAGUAACAGAAUGGAGUAGAAACGGUGAUCUGUAGCAUGUAUUGGUUUGACACUGACAGAGACAGCAUUGGUUAGAUAGAGUAGUGUUAGUUAGCAUAGCAUGCCUGCAGUGGAUCAGGAUGAGACAGUAUAUACAGUAAUGACUUGGUAUGGAUGUGACAAUGUUGGGGUUGUGAGAUCCUAGACUAGUAUCAAUGUUGGGGUUGAGAGAUCCUAGACUAGAGACAAUGUUGGGAUUGAGAGAUCCUAGACUAGUGUCAGUGUUGGGGUUGAGAGAUCCUAGACUAGUGUCAGUGUUGGGGUUGAGAGAUCCUAGACUAGAGACAAUGUUGGGGUUGAGGGAUCCUAGACUAGAGACAAUGUUGGGAUUGAGAGAUCCUAGACUAGAGACAAUGUUGGGAUUGAGAGAUCCUAGACUAGUGUCAGUGUUGGGGUUGAGAGAUCCUAGACUAGAGACAAUGUUGGGGUUGAGGGAUCCUAGACUAGAGACAAUGUUGGGAUUGAGAGAUCCUAGACUAGAGACAAUGUUGGGAUUGAGAGAUCCUAGACUAGUGUCAGUGUUGGGGUUGAGAGAUCCUAGACUAGAGACAAUGUUGGGGUUGAGAGAUCCUAGACUAGAGACAAUGUUGGGAUUGAGAGAUCCUAGACUAGUGUCAGUGUUGGGGUUGAGAGAUCCUAGACUAGAGACAAUGUUGGGGUUGUGAGAUCCUAGACUAGUAUCAAUGUUGGGGAUGAGAGAUCCUAGACUAGAGACAAUGUUGGGGUUGAGGGAUCCUAGACUAGAGACAAUGUUGGGAUUGAGAGAUCCUAGACUAGAGACAAUGUUGGGAUUGAGAGAUCCUAGACUAGUGUCAGUGUUGGGGUUGAGAGAUCCUAGACUAGAGUCAAUGUUGGGAUUGAGAGAUCCUAGACUAGAGCACCUGCUUCUGGUCCAGAUAGUUCAAUGAUACAGCACCUGCUUCUGGUCCAGAUAGUUCAAUGAUACAGCACCUGCUUCUGGUCCAGAUAGUUCAAUGAUACAGCACCUGCUUCUGGUCCAGAUAGUUCGAUGAUACAGCACCUGCUUCUGGUACAGAUAGUUCAAUGAUACAGCACCUGCUUCUGGUCCAGAUAGUUCGAUGAUACAGCACCUGCUUCUGGUCCAGAUAGUUCGAUGAUACAGCACCUACUUCUGGUCCAGACAGUUCAAUGAUACAGCACCUGCUUCUGGUCCAGAUAGUUCAAUGAUACAGCACCUGCUUUUGGUCCAGAUAGUUCAAUGAUACAGCACCUGCUUUUGGUCCAGAUAGUUUGAUGAUACAGCACCUGCUUCUGGUCCAGAUAGUUCAAUGAUACAGCACCUGCUUUUGGUCCAGAUAGUUUGAUGAUACAGCACCUGCUUCUGGUCCAGAUAUGCUGCAAUACCCUCUAACAAGAAUGAUUUCUCUUUUACAGCACCUGAGUGUGGCUCCUUAAUACAGACUACUUCUCUGUUCUGUUACAGGCUUUGUGGUUCCUCACGCCAAGGCCCGGUCGACUGUCCCACCAGCCGCCCAUCACCAGCCCGACCACUCCCCUUACAGCCAGAUUACCCACCAUGCCUUUUACCCACUCCAGCUAGGCAGCCGACCCGCAGGCCCCGCCCUGAAGGCGGACGCAGACCUGGUGGAGAGUGGUGCAUUGUGGGAUAAGGAGAACAUUGUUCAGCCAAUCAGGGUUGGGUCAUCAGGAUACUAUUCAGGAAACAGCUUUACUGGUAAGACCCAGAGCCUUCUAUUACAAUAAAGGGCUCUCGUAAAUCCCUCCACUUGUUUUCAUCACUAACAUGGUUUGCACUAUCUAGACUCAAUACCAACAUCAAUACUUGUUCAACUAUUUUACAGCAUCUCAUUUCAUAUACAGUAUUCAGACCCCUUGACCUUUUCAUAUUUUGUUAUGUUACAGCCUUAUUCUAAAAUGGAUUAAAUAGUUUUUUCCCCUUAUCAAUCUACACACAAUACCCCAUAAUGACAAAGCAAAAACAGGUUUUUAGACAUUUUUGCAAAUGUAUAAAAAUAUAAAAACGGAAAUAUCACAUUUACAUAAGUAUUCAGACACUUUACUCAGUACUUUGUUGAAGCACCUUUGGCAGCGAUUACAGCCUUGAGUCUUCGUGUGUAUGACGCUACAAGCUUGGCACAGCUGUAUUUGGGGAGUUUCUCCCAUUCUUCUCUACAGAUCCUCUCAAGCUCUGUCAGGUUGGAUGGGGGCAUCGCUGCACAGCUAUUUUCAGGUCUCUCCAAAGAUGUUCGAUCGUAUUCAAGUCCGGGCUCUGGCUGGGCCACUCAAGGACAUUCAGAGGCUUGUCCCGAAGCCACACCUGCAUUGUCUUGGCUGUGUGCUUAGGGUCGUUGUCCUGUUGGAAGGUGAACCUUCGCCCCAGUCUGAGGUCCUGAGCGCUCUGGAGCAGGUUUUCAUCAAGAAUCUCUCUGUACGUUACUCUGUUAAUCUUUUCCUCGAUCCUGACCAGUCUCCCAGUCCCUGCUGCUGCUGCUGGAAAACAUCCCUACAGCAUGAUGUUGCCACCACCAUCCUUCACAUUAGGGAUGGUGCCAGUUUUCCUCCAGACGUGACGCUUGGCAUUCAGGCCAAAGAGUUCAAUCUUGGUUUCAUCAGACCAGAGAAUCUUGUUUCUCAUGGUCUGAGUCCUUUAGGUACCUUUUGGCAAACUCCAAGCAGGCUGUCAUGUGCAUUUUAUUGAGGAGUGGCUUCCGUCUGGCCACUCUACCAUAAAGGCCUGAUUGGUGGAGUGCUGCAGAGAUGGUUGUCCUUCUGGAAGGUUCUUCCAUCUCCACAGAGGAACUCUGGAGCUCUGUCAGAGUGACCAUCGGGUUCUUGGUCACCUCCCUUCUCCCCCGAUUGCUCAGUUUGGCCGGGCGGCCAGCUCUAGGAAGAGUCUUGGUGGUUCCAAACUUCAAUGCUGCAGACAUUUUUUGGUACCCUUCCUCAGAUCUGUGCAUCGACACAAUCCUGUCUCGGGCCUCUAUGGAUAAUUCCUUUGACCUCAUGGCUUGGUUUUUGCUCUGACAUGCACUGUCAACUGUGGGACCUUAUAUAGACAGGUGCCUUUCCAAAUCAUGUCCAAUCAAUUGAAUUUAACACAGGUGGACUCCAAUCAAGUUGUAGAAACAUCUCAAUGAUGAUCAAUGAAAACAGGAUGCACCUGAGCUCAGUUUCGAGUCUCAUAGCAAAGGGUCUGAAUACUAUUUUUUUAAUAAAAAAAAAUUGGGGAGGGGGGGGGGGGUGGAUCUUAUGUAAAUAAGAUAUUUCUGUUUUUUAUUUUUUCUAAAUUUGCUAAAAAAUUCUAAAAAUCUGUUUUCGCUUUGUCAUUAUGGGGUAUUGUGUGUAGAUUGAUGAGGAUUUUUAUUUAUUUAAUCAAUUUUAGAAUAAGGCUGUAAUGUAACAAAAUGUGGAUAAAGUCAAGGGGUCUGAAUACUUUCCGAAUGCACUGUAUAACCUGCAAAUACACAACGGUGCUAACAUAAACUUGAACAAUGUUCUGUCCCGUGUUCCCCCAGGUGUGGACGUGAUCAAGGAGAACCUGAGGGAGGUGCAGUGUCUGCGUCUGCACCUGGAGGAGUCCAUCAGGACCAACGAGAGGCUCAGACAGCAGCUGGAGGAACGCCUGUCCACCACCGGCCGCGACGGCGCAGCACCCACCAACAUCUACAUCCAGAGCCUGGACUCUGUCUGCCAGCUGUCCAAUGAGAUCAGAGUCCUGAAAGAGGAGAACCUGGCUCUCCAGGCACGCCUGCAGGCCAGCUCAGGUACUGUACCUCACCAGUCCACCCUACUGUCAACAUUGAACAAUUUAUUCAUAUUUUGUCUAUAGAGGGCUUGCAGUUGCAUCACAAAUCACCUAGCAACCGCACCAGGCACCAUGUUGGAAGACCAAAGUCAGUAUGUUGGAUGCCUCCAAUCGUCCACAUGGCUGGCUGCAUUCUGCUACCACCGGAAACUUCGGGAAGAUAGCUCAUUAUUUAUUUUUUCUAAGGACCCAGAAAACGAGGGCGUGGGAGAACCUAUUCAAGUAAGUAAAUAUAUUUUGAAAAUGAUCAACUAUUAGCUAGCUUGCUACAUAAACUUAGUGUGCAGGCUAACGUAAUGUUCGCUACCAUAGUUAGCUAACUUUACAUAUUGUAUAGCUAGCUAAGUGAAUUAAAUAUCACCAGCUUGCUAACUUCAUAUUAGCUAGUUAGCUAGCUAUCUUCAUGUAUUUAUCAUUGUAACUAAAUGCAUUUGUAGCUACAGUAGGUAGGUAGCUAGCUAGCUAACAACGAUGGAAGAGGGUGAAAGGAUUAGCUAGCAGUUCCAGCUGUCAGAGAAGGGAGAGUAGGCUACUCUGGAUAGGGCAGGUACAGUGGCUUGCGAAAGUAUUCACCCCCCUUGGUAUUCACCCCCCCAAAAGUAAAUACUUUGUAGAGUCAACUUUUGCAGCAAUUACAGCUGCAAGUCUCUUGGGGUAUGUCUCUAUAAGCUUGGCACAUCUACCCACUGAGAUUUUUGCCCAUUCUUCAAGACAAAACUGAUCCAGCUCCUUCAAGUUGGAUGGGUUCCGCUGGUGUACAGCAAUCUUUAAGUCAUACCACAGAUUGUUGUGGUGCCAUAUUCUUUCAAUUUUUUAAUAAUGGAUUGAAUGGUGCUCCGUGGGAUGUUCAAAGUUUCGGAUAUCUUUUUAUAACCCAACCCUGAUCUGUACAUCUCCACAACUUUGUCUCUGAUCUGUUUGGAGAGCUCCUUGGUCUUUAUGGUGCUGCUUGCUUAGUGGUGUUGCAGACUCUGGAGCCUUUCAGAACAGGUGUAUAUAUACUCAGAUCAUGUGACACUUAGAUUGCACACAGGUGGACUUUAUUUAACUAUUUAUGUGACUUCUGAAGGUAAUUGGUUGCACCAGAUAUUAUUUAGGGACUUCAUAGCAAAGGGGGUGAAUACAUAUGCACGCACCACUUUUCCGUUAUUUAUUUUAUGCAUUUUUUGAAACAUGUUAUUUUUUGCAUUUCACUUCACCAAUUUUGACUAUUUUGUGUAUGUCCAUUACAUGAAAUCCAAAUAAAAAUCCAUUUAAAUUACAGGUUGAAAUGCAACAAAAUAGGAAAAACGCCAAGGGGGAUGAAUACUUUUGCAUGGCACUGUACCUUUGUGGGAGAACAUUAUGAGAAUAUUCUCCAGUUCCAGUCCCUAAUGAGAAAAACUGAGGACAGAGAGAGAUAGCAACAUAAUAUUCAGGGCUGUCUAAUUGAGUAUCAUGCAACAUGUUUCUUUGUGAUGUUUUCUGUCCUCAGAUAGAGUGCAGAUGAAAACGUCCCAAUCAAUUUCCCAAGAGAAUAAGGGAACAUCCUUGUAUACCAUGGAUUAUAUGUGUACCUAUGUUGGCAAAUUUUGUGAACGAAAAUACAGUUUAAAAGUCCCACAUAAUGUAUAAACCUAUUACAACUGGAGAAGGCCACCCCUGCUGGGUGUGCACUUUUCUGUUCCAGGGGUCAGUGGAGUGAGGUUGGACACCUCUGGUAUUUACUUUUUUUUGUUCACCUCAAAUGAUGCUUUAGUAGUAAUAACAUACUUGUUACUAAAAUAUCUAACCUUUACAUAUGAGUUAGCUUACUUGUACACUUUGAAAUUAUAUGAAAUAGUGUUGAUUCUUUGAAGUUAAGUGUUUAAACUUGUUUUAAUUGUUAACUAUUAUUCAAGAUGAACGAUGUUGAUUAAUCACAGAUCACAAUCCUGCAAUAAAAAGGGGAAGGGAUCUGUCUCUAAUUUGUCUGUGUUUCUCUGCUGUAUUCUCAAAUUAACAUUACCUUUUUGUUCAGUUAUAAGCACUCCAAUUAGUUUUAUUUGAUUGUCACUAUUUUUUCAGGAUAUCAGCCAUGUGAACCCAUUUUGCAGCUGAUAAUGGUAUGCAACGCCAAUGCAGCCAUGGGCCUACAGCAGUGGUUCCCAACUCCAGUCCUUGAGUACCCCAAACAGCACACAUUUUUAUUGUAGCCCCGGACAAACAUACCUGAUUCAACUCAUUGAGGACUUGAUGAUUAGUUGACUAGUUGAAUCAGGUGUGUUUGUCCAGGGUUACAAUAAGACUGUACUGUUGGGGGAACUCGAGGACCGGAGUUAGGAACCACUGGCCUACAGUAUGAUGGCAUUAGCCUUAUUGCCAUUUUCAAUGCAUCCCUUGACAUUGAGCAUCUGAAGCAGAGAAUAACUUAACUAACACAUUGUUUACAUUGUUCAGCUAUAUGUUCUCAAUUUAAAAAAUGAUACCAGUAGACAAUGUAUGAAGCUAGUCAUUAUUUUAGAUUUUGUCCAUGCCUUGUGCUGACAUUAAAUUGUUCAGCGCAAAUCCAAACCUUGUAAUCUAGGUGGUGAAAGGUCUGGAAGCAGGAGAUGAUGGGAUCCUUAGCUUGGUGAGUGGGAAGUGCCACUGUGAUAAUUAAGAUGGUUUGCCUAAGACUACCACAACAAUUACAUUGUCUAUGCUACAUGUUUUAAAUUGUAAAUGAAAGACAAUAGUUGGGCUAUAAGAAAUAUAUUUUAUUCAAUGGGGAUAGGCAGAGAUUAUAAAAUACUUUUAAUUUCCCCCAUACAACAAUAUAGCCUAUUAUUAAAGUACAGUUUGUUUACAAUAUCAACAAUAGUAUUUUACACCUUCCAAAUUACAUUUUAUAUGUUCACACAGUUUAAGGGGGCACUUUUGUCAUGACGACAAAGUGAAGGUGCUUUCUACUUAAAUGGCACAACAGAAUCAUUCAGAUUGUCCAAAGCACAACAUAUGACAACCAUCUCGUAUAACUGAGGGAUGUCUCCUUUCAUAUCUGGAAAAGGACAAAGUAGAAGUAGAAACUGAUGCUGCUGCAGCAUUGGUCAUCUUCACAGUGGGAAUCCAGUAGACAUGGGUGUCUUGAUAGAGGUCAGCUGGUGAACCCACAGUACAUAAACAAAUGAGAAGCACAGCUGAUGUUAGAAUAUGACUUUUUCAGGUCACCUAUACCAUCAGGGCUCUUAAGUGUUUGGUUGUGUUUAAUUCAUUCAGGUGUUUUAGUGUCAUAUAAAUAUUAAAUAUAUUGUUGGGCUGGAACAACCAAUAGUCAACGCAGCUGGUUGUCCUAUCCCAUUGAGGCAUUUGCCCCUACAUUUUCCCUCCUCUUAUGAAUAAAGUUCUAAAAAAUUAUCAUUGGGUUAUCAUAUGAAUGUAUGAUAACCGCUGGAGUUUUUUGGGACAAUAAUAUCCUCCAGGCUAUUAUAUGGACGUCAUUAUGUACAAUUAGCUUCUCCCCUUUUCAUGGUCAUGGCUAGAAAGUAUACAGCUUUUGUCAAAGUAAAUACAAUGAUAGAUGCAUGUAAUCCUUGGUUAUAAAGGUGCAUUUUUAUGGUAAAAAAUUUGCUUCCCCAAAACUUGAAACUCACGUGACACAUGCUAAUCGCUAGACUACAAGCUAUCGAGCUAGCUAUCUAAUUUUGGCUAACUUAGUAUAGUUGUUAACACCUGGUUAGCAUAACAGCGAAACUAAACUCGAAAACUUGACUUUCCAGUGAUGAAAUGAUCGUAGCAAACCCUGUAUUGACAGCUGUCUGGGUUCAGGUCUUGAUGGGCAAAAAGGUUUCUUUGCUUUUCUGACAGUUCUUGAGUCUUAUCUCAUUGGUGUCACCAAUGGUGUUUCAUGAUUGCGGGAAUUUGUAAACAUAUUUUUUUCCCAUUGUCUUUCCUGCCUUGUUAGAGCAGUCAAAUGCUCCACAGAAAACGACUGGGGUGAUGAAUCAACUAGUUUUAGGCACUGUUAUCAUGCAGUUUGGGGUAGCCACUCGGCUGUUGUUGUCAGAAGAAUUAACGCAGUGGUCUUCCAACACGGCCACCAGGAGGCGUUCUACGUCAACUGACAGCCCUCUAUAAGGCAUGGAUUUUUCAUAAACAUUUGAAAUUGUUCAAAAGGAUGUGAUGUAGUGUCUGUCUCUGCCUUCCCAUCGUGUGGUUCCCCCUCAGACACGUGUAAGGAGGCGGAGCAGCUGCGUGAGGUGGUGGUGACGGGGCGUGCCCGCCUGAAGCAGGCGGAGCUGGAGGCGGAACAGUGGAAGGAGGAGCUACGCCGGCUGCAGACGCACAGCCAGGAGCAGGGACAGCAGAUACAGACACUCAGACAGGAGAGGCAGAACAGCCAUGACAAGAACAAUAGGUGUGUGCGUGUGUGCGUGCGUGCGUGGCUGACGGUGGCUGACGGUAUGUGUAUUAACUGUGUAUUACUCUCCAGGCUCCAGCACGAGGUGUCCCUCCUCCAGCAGCAGUUGUGUGAGAGCAGGGAGCUGCUCCACUCUCUGCAGAAUGAGCUGCAGGUCUACCACGGAGUGUGUGCCAAGGUCAAGGGCAACCCAGGUCUGCCUUCUCACUUUAUCUACAGGCUAUUGGUUGUAUAGAGAGCACUGUAAUUCAGGAGUUUGCCUUUAUAUCAACUCUCACCAAUGGAGAAUAAAAAAUAAAUAUUCUAACUUGAGAUACGUGUACAUAACUGGGACUUUUGCAUAUAGAAUUCAAAAUGAUCCUCAGAAGUCGUUUAGGUCAUUUAGAGGACCUCUACUUGCUGUGGGCCAAUGACAUUCACUCUGUUAUAUUGAUACUUGCUGUGGACCAAUGACAUUCACUCUGUUAUAUUGAUACUUGCUGUGGGCCAAUGACAUUCACUCUGUUAUAUUGAUACUUGCUGUGGGCCAAUGACAUUCACUCUGUUAUAUUGAUACUUGCUGUGGGCCAAUGACAUUCACUCUGUGAUAUUGACUGACACUAUUGUUGUGAUUUACAGAGUACCUGUGUGAGAGCCAGUACGGUAGGAUCCCUUCCCUGCCCCUGCCCGUGGAGCUGGGGGAGCUGCUAGGGGAGGUGAGGAGCCUCAGAGCCCAGCUCCAGAGCAGUGUCCAGGAGAACAGUGCCCUGAAACAGCUGGAGCUCCACAAACACCUGGAGCAGAAGCUGGGUGGGGGCGUCCACGGAGGGGUGGGGAGCAUUGGGGGGAUGGAGCCCCUGCGUACCCCGUCUCUCAGUGCCCUUACAGACAGCCCCCAGAGGGACAGCCUCUACAGACGGCAGCUACUGCAUGGUAACGGGGGUGUUGUGUGGUGUAAUGGUGUGGUUUGAGGUUACAAUAUGGAAAUACAUUUUGAUAUCAGCUUGAUAGGCACCAACACUCAAUGCCAGCCUAAGAUUGAUAUUGGCCCACUCGUCAACACUAUGAAUGGGACAGAAGAGUCCAGAAAGUUUGUCUCAUGUAAAUCCCAUUGAACUGACUGAUUGAUGUGUUUAAUGAACUAAUAACAACAGACUAAUGAGUGAAGUGUUUGAUUUGAAGCAUUAUCAUUAAUUAAAUGUAGUUGAAUGCUCAGGGUUGUGUGUGUGUGUGUGGUGACCGAGCAUCCCUGUCUGUCUCUGUGUGUGUUCUGCAGAUCCAGCGCCGUCUCCCCCGGUCAGAGACAUUGGGUUGUUUAACUGUGGAUCUCCAUACCACGUCCCCUACACAGACCUGGAGGAGACCCCGCUCACUGCCAAUGGUGUGACUCUAACUCUAACUGCACUACAUCCUGUUCCAUCUUUGUGUGAUGUGUGACAAAUUGAGAAAUUAGUGUUAUACAUACAUUCUAGAAUAAUAGUGAAGACAUCGAAACUAUGAAAUAACACAUAUAGAAUCAUGUAGUAACCAAAAACGUGUUCAACAAAUCAAAAUAUAUUUUAUAUUUGAGAUUCUUGAAAGUAGCCACCCUUUGCCUUGAUGACAGCUUUGCAAACUCUUGGCAUUCUCUCAACCAGCUUCACCUGGAAUGCUUUUCCAUAUGCUGAGCAAUUGUUGGCUGCUUUUCCUUCACUCUGCGGUCCAUCAUCCCAAACCAUCUCAAUUGGGUUGAGGUCAGGGGAUUGUGGAGGCCAGGUCAUCUGAUGCAGCACUCCAUCACUCUCCUUCUUGGUCAAAUAGCCCUUACACAGCCUGGAGGUGUGUUGGGUCAUUGUCCUGUUGAAAAACAAAUGAUUGUCCCACUAAGCCCAAACCAGAUGGAAUGGGCUAUCGUAGAAUGCUGUGGUAGCCAUGCUGGUUAAGUGUACCUUGAAUUCUAAAUAAAUCACAGACAGUGUCAGUGUCACCAGCAAAGCACCCCCACACCAUCACACCUCCUCCAUGCUACACGGUGGGAACUACACAUGCGGAGAUCAUCCGUUCACCCACACCGCGUCUCACAAAGACACAGCGGUUGGAACCACAAAUCUUCAAUUUGGACUCCAGACCAAAGGACAGAUUUCCACCGGUCUAAUGUCCAUUGCUCGUGUUUUUUGGCCCAAGCAGGUCUCUUUUUCUUAUUGGUGUCCUUUAGUACUGGUUUAUUUUCAGCAAUUCGACCAUGAAGGCCUGAUUCACACAGUCUCCUCUGAACAGUUGAUGUUGAGAUGUGUCUGUUACUUGAACUCUGUGAAGCACUUAUUUGGGCUGCAGUUUCUGAGGCUGGUAACUCUAAUGAACUUAUCAUCUGCAGCAGAGGUAACUCUGGGUCUUCCUUUCCUGUGGCGGUCCUCAUGAGAGCCAGUUUCAUAAUAGCGCUUGGUGGUUUUUGCGACUGCACUUGAAGAAACUUUGUCUUAAAGUAAUGAUGGACUGUCAUUUCUCUUUGAUUAUUUGAGCUGUUCUUGCCAUAAUAUGGACUUGGUCUUUUACCAAAUAGGGCUAUCUUCUGUAUACCCCCCUACCUUGUCACAACACAACUGAUUGGCUCAAACGCAUUAAGAAGGAAAGAAAUUCCACAAAUUAACUUUUAACAAGGCACACCUGUUAAUUGAAAUGCAUUCCAGGUGACUACCUCAUGAAUCUGGUUGAGAGAAUGCCAAUAGUGUGCAAAGUUGUCAUCAAGGCAAAGGGUGGCUACUUUGAACAAUCUCAAAUAUAACAUAUAUUUUGAUUUGUUUAACACUUUUUUGGUUACUAUAUGAUUCCAUAUGUGUUAUUUCAUAGUUUUGAUGUCUUCCCUAUUAUUCUACAAUGUAAAAAUAAAGAAAAACCCUGGAAUGAGUAGGUGUGUCCAAACUUUUGAAUGGUAAUGUAUCUGAUUCACAAAUCUGUAGCAGUUUACACAAGUCUACACAAAUAGUCCAGGAAGGAUGUUAUUAUGGAAGUUAAUCACUCUUAUAAAAUAAUUAUCUCUUCAUAAAAUGACGACAUCCUGUAGAUCUGGACCCCCACUCAGAGCUGCAGGGGGACGCCCCGGACGGCUCAUUCUCUAACCGGAACGGGCGCCACGCCAUCGGGCACGUGGACGAUUACAGCACCUUGCAGCAGCAGGUCCUGGAGGGGAGGAGUCUGGUCCAGAGAAUGGAAACAGCCCUUCAGGCCUGCCUCAGCCAAUCAAUGCUGGUGGACAGCCAGGACCAGGUAAUGGGGGGUCACAGGGAAGCUAGUACCAUUAUCUAUUUGUGCCAACAUCUGAAUUAGCGAUGACCUAAUCCUGAAACUCAUAACCAAAUCUGGUGUGCGCGCUGGCCACCUUCUCGAUGUGUACAGUCUGCCAGUACAGCUACUUUCAGGGAAUCUUAUGAGUCUAGCUAACUGUGUCUGUCUCUGUCUAGGUCUUCCUGGACUAUGGGUGUGUGAGGACUCUGUUGUCUAACACCAAGACCCUGAGACAGAUCCUGGAGGAGGCUGUGUCCCUGCUGAAGAUGUUCUGGAGGGCUGCCCUGCCCAGCACCGACCGCUCCACCCACAACCUUAAGAAGGUACCCAAUACAUUAUUUACUACCAGUGUAUUAUUUUGUCGAUUUGUUGUAAUUGAUGGUUUGUGACAUCAUGUGUCAAUCGUGUGGUGGCUUUGAGGCUCUCUGUUGAUGAUGCAGGUUCUAAGCUAGUCAGACAUAUGAGCUGGUGUUUGGUUUAUUGAUGUACUGAAUUAUUGAACUUGAUUGAUCAGUCUGAUUGAUUGCUGUGACCCCUGCAGGAGCAAUGUAUGCAGGAGGAGAUUCUGUCUCUGAGGGGGCGUAUCUCAGAGCAGGAGGAGGUUCUCCAGGGAACCAUCCAGAGACUGAGGAGCACCAGCCGCACCAAUGAGAGCAUGGAGCACUUCAUCGUCAACCAGCGUGAGUGUUUGUGUGUGUGUGCGUGUGUGUGUGCGUGCGUGCGUGCGUGCGUGUGUGUGUGCGCGUUACGUUGGUGUUACAGCAAAGGGAUUUUUUUUCUCGCCUUUUAUAUUGCAGUAUCAAGGACUCGCGAUGUCCUGAAAAAAGCAAGGACUAACUUGGAGGUAAGAGAUGAUCAUUUUCCGUGACAUAUCUUGUAUACACAUAGAAUGUUGUUAAGGUGUUGCGUUCAUUGUCCCAGUGUCAGUACUGUACUCUCGCCCUGUCUGUUCCACCUGUUCUUUCAACCUCCGUGUAUCUUCCCUCCUUUCUCUCCUUCUUCUCCUCCUCCUCUUUUCCCGAGUACCUCCAGAAGAACGAGCGGAGGAUUUCUUCUCUAAGCUCCUCCUCUUCCUCUCCUUAUGCUGGUAAAGGGUUUGGCAUGCUGUGGCUGUCAUGCUGUGUGACAUCACUGCUUUACCAUCCAAUCAAACAACAAAAUAAUAAUCAUAAAGGACUAUCAUAAGUGUAUAGAUAUAAUUAAUAGAAACCAAUGAAUAUAAAUCAUGGAAACCUGAAGAGUGUGUGUGUGUGUGUGUGUGUGUGUGUGUGUGUGUGUGUGUGUGUGUGUGUGUGUGUGUGUGUGUGUGUGUGUGUGUGUGUGUGUGUGUGUGUGUGUGUGUGUGUGUGUGUGUGUGUGUGUGUGUGUGUGUGUGUGUGUGUGUGUGUGUGUGUGUGUGUGUGUGUGUGUGUGUGUGUGUGUGUGUGUGUGUGUGUGUGUGUGUGUGUGUGUGUGUGUGUGCGUGCGAUUGGCUGAAACCCAGGGCAGACUGAAGCUUUUAAGACUCUUACUGGUAUUUAAACUUACAGGUUAGCUACUUACUGAGGGGAGGCUUUUAGAUAACACAUUUUAGAUAACAAUAGAGCUCAUUCACCCAAUGGCAUUUUCAGCUUAUCUUCAUCUGCAAGCACACUAACUAUUGUUGUGGUUUCAUACUAACAAAGCAAAACAAAUUUCAAACAUUCAUAUUCCAUUAACCUCAACAAAUCUUCUGAAUCCUUGCAGAUAAACUUCAACUUUGCACACUCUACUCUUCAUUGCGGUGUGAUGUUUAAAAAAAUGUUAAUCAACUUUUUGGCUGUGGCAUCUUCUCUUCAUCUGAGUAUGUACCAGGAGUGUAGCAGUGAAUAAUCUAAUCUUUCUUUCUCCCCAUUUUCCCCUCUUCUCCCUUUAGCUGAAGACCGAAGUCCCGGCAACGAACGGCCUACUGAUUGGAGUUUCUUGAAGCCUGGCGACGCCCCGGCAAUGGCAAAUCAGCGUCCAGGAACCAGGAAGCGCAGCAGCCAGUGCCUGUUUUAGGCGCUGACUUGUUAAAGAAUCAGCCAGCCCAACACCACAACCUCUGAACUCUGACCUCACCGCCAGAACAGCCACGACCCCUCCUCCUCUGACUCCAGCCUUACCUGUCACCCCAUCCACCUCUUUGCUUUGUCUCUAGCAUCCAACGUCCAUCUCUUUCUUUUUUUCUCUUUCUUUCUUAUCUCUCCUCCACUUCUCUCCUGUCGGCAAUUCGAGCCCAAUACUCCUGCCUCCUGCACCUCGAGCCGUACCUGAACUCUUCCUCCUUUAGUGUUCAUUCCUCCACACUCCUUUUGACUGUUUUCUUUUCUCCUCCUCCACCCCUGUUCUUCUGUUGGUGUCUUUGAGCUCCAGAGACAGUUGGUCCAGUCUGAUGAUUGCCUUGUUGUGAGCGUGAAGAAGGUGGUUUGAAACGUGCCUCUGAUGGUAACAGUAAUGUGCGCCCUUGACUGCUGUAGAAGGAGUAGGAUGAAGCUGCCUCUAGACAAUGAGCUAAGGUCAGAUUUGCCUUUUCCCCAAUGGUAAAGGUUAUGGGAUUUGGGGACGGUAGGCUGAUCCUAGAUCUGUAGCAAAGGGAAGCUUCUACCCGGAGCAUAGUAGAUUGUGCUCUUCUGCCUGGCAGCUUUUGGACGGGAUAAGUGUCAAUGCAUGUGAACUCACGGCUUGAGAAAGGAAACGUAUAGUAUACAAACGCAUACACGUAUACAGUACGGUACACAUAGAAGUAGAAUAGGCGUGGAACCUCUAACCCUGGCAAUGGGGACGCCCAUUCUAUUCAUUCUAUUUCUGUGACAGUACACACGUCACACACAUACGUUCACAGACAUACGUGAACAAUCAAUUUCUUUCAAGACAAAUCUUCAACUUUCACUGCCACAGAAAUGCAAGCUUUCUCCUCGUGGCAUUUCAUCAAUGAGUACUUUCUUUGCAAGUACAAUGCAAAAAGUAAAAUAACAUCCACAAUCUAGCUAGAUCUUCUGGAAUCACAGUGGAGGAAUGUAUAGGUGUAACACUUCUAGGUAAUUGUUUGCUAUAUUGAUCUGUGGAGGAUGAUGCCUUUGGAUGGUCUGUCUGCCAUUAGCCAAGGCUUCUGGAUAGCAGAACAAAGGCCUCGUUCCAUUUCAGUCACUAGCCCCUUCCCCUCGCUCCUACUCAAUCGGUAUUCACAGAUCUGAAUAGACUGGAUAGGUGAAAGCAAUAUGUUGAUGCUUCGCCUAGUCCUCCGAUAAGUAAAGUUGAGCUUCCGCUGUGUUGCUUUUAUCUAUCCAGUCCUAGCUGAUCUAACGCUGACGGGGUAAAGGCUAAAAGAAGGGGCUAGGGGCUGAAAUGGACCGAGGCCAAACAUGCGUAUUCAAGCUCCUCUUUAGGAGUCCUCAGACGAGCAUGUGCAAUACUUACGUUGUUUAUUGAAUGAUCAUGGCGCACCAGCUUUUAGUUUUUUUGCCUGACACUGGAACUAAAGUAUUUAACCUCUCUUGAUAAGUGAAAAAGACUGUCGGUGCAAUAUUAUACUAAUAACUAUCUUAUACUAACUUAUGAAUACUACUGACUGAAACAAAGUGAAGUUUUUCUGCAGUGUUGAUGCAUGAAAGAAGUUUUAAAAGGAAAAAUCGAAACAUUUGUUCGUGGAACACGGGAUCACCAAUACUUGCCAAAGUUUGAACUUUGAACUCUUCACGUCCUUGUUUGCCUUACACAUGCGAAUGACAUACUGUAGGAGUGAUGUGACUAAAGGAAGUCAUCAUCAGCCCAGUAUAUGAGACCAUCUAUGACAUCAUGAUGGAGAUAUAAUUUCAUUGGCUGCUCUUUGAGAGCCAUUUGAACCAGAGAGACGGUAACCGUUAGAUUAUAAAUGUGCUUUAUAACGAGGACAUCUUGUCAUAAAUGGACCAAAAAUGUCUAAAAGUGAAUCUUUCAUACUAGGCUUCUAUUGCUUUGUGAAUUCCAAAAACCUAAAUUGUGCUCCUGUAAGAGAUGUACCACUAAAACAGAGAAUACUAUUCUGAUUGUUAAAUUUCCAUUGGACUUACGGUUUUUUGUCUCGGUUUAGCCCGUCAUUGCGUUCCCAUGAUGUUGUUGGCUAAAUGUUCCGUAUCCUUCUAGGUGUUACAAACUUUGGCAGGCUACUGGUGGGACCAGUGUUCUAGAUUUCACUAUCGGUGAUGAUGUCACACCCGAAGGUGUUUCUUCCAACGCUGCUUAUGAUUGUUUUGAGUGUCCUUGCUGUACAUUUGGCCAUUUUCACGCUGUAAAUGACUUGCUUUUUCACUGUAUUCUGUUGACUGACCUUUUGGUGUGUGGAUAAUCAUGUCAGACAUUUGCUCUGUAUGCAAACGUCGAAUAUCUGGGUAGCUGUGCAAUAGCUCUACGCUAAAUCUACUUUAUUUUGAUGUACACAUCAUUGUAUUAACGAUAUAUUUGCUUCCUUGAGUGUUCCUGCUUUGUAUGGUUUAUUGAUUUAGUUUUUUAGAUUAUGCCAGAUUGUAAUAAGAUAGCCACAUAUCUGUUAUGAAAUCACAAAGAUAUGCCUUUUCUUAGGAUAUAAGGGAAACCAGUAUUAUUACUUACAAACCCACCUAUUAUUAACCUUUGGAGGCUUGCCUUUAAAAUUAGUUUGGCCACUGCAAUUUGCUCCCAACUUACUUGGGGCUCUAUUCGAUCUGUAAAGCUGAAGCGUUACAGAUUCUGCGACAGAAAUGUGAAGGUAGUUUCCGAUUGAGCCGACAGAUGCAGCGUUUACCGUGAAUGCAGCGGGAACAUUGCUCUUUUAAAAAUGUCAAUCGCGCUGUAAAGCUGAACUUCAGCGAUGUGGAUUGAAUAGAGCCCUUGGAGUUACUAGCGCUUGGUGUCUAUCCUAGGUAUAUAUCACCGUAUAUCUGCCAACAAGGUCUUGUUUGCGCUCCACUCAAUUGAAAAUCCCUAGAGGGGAUUCUAAUAGAAAACAUUCUAAUAACAAACGUUCUAAUAUAAAACCCCAUGCUGUUUGGUUCUUUUAGACAAAUAAGGAUUUGAUGAGAAGAUUCAGAGAAAGAUUAGGGGGAAAUAAUAUUUUAUACCAAAGCAGAAAAAAACAACCAUAGGAUUGUGUCAGAGUAGAACAGAACAUUGCCAGAGAGUGUGAACAAUGCCUUUUUUACUACGCAUUGUGUAGAAAGGAAUCAAACAGCAGUAUUUAGCCGUGUCUAAUAGUUGGUCCUGAAACUUGUAUUUAAUGGUAUGUGAUUGAAAUGGAAGAGCAGCUUGGUUGGUCAGGUUGUGUGUGUGAUAAAGUGUGUGCUGAUGAAGCUAAUUAGGAUGCCGACACAGAGCUCAUCCAUGGGCUCUGUCUCUGAAGAUGGUCACUGUGUGUGUGUUGUGUUGCCACAGUGUUAUCACAAUGAGGGAUUUUGGGUUCAAAAAAUAAAUACAAAAUAUUUAAAAAAUA
Messenger RNA from Coregonus sp. 'balchen', 50255 nucleotides. NCBI's taxonomy places the organism in Eukaryota, Metazoa, Chordata, Actinopteri, Salmoniformes, Salmonidae. The record is from the annotation of a GenBank genome assembly.